AAUUACAUUUACUACAUUUUACCCGAGUACGACCCGAGUGCAUGUGUAGCAGCCGUGGUGUACACAUCAAGUUUGCGUCGCUCUCGUGUGUUUUAUUUUUCAGUGAUUUUCUAUCGAACAGAUACGCAAGUGUUGCAUAUAGAAAGUUCCGUCUCGUUACCGCGAAGACGCCCAUACUUCACGCACGCAAAUCGGUGCAGACAAUGAAGAGCUAUCGCGAUUUCAGUGCGCCGCCGUAGCCGCCGUUGGAAAAGGUACCUACCGACCACAACACCGGAACUUCGUACGACCGCCAAUACCGCGCAAACGCUCCGGCACCUGAAGCGAAGGCUUCGUUGGAUUCAGCACAACGCCCUGAAUCCAGGAAGACGUCGCACGUGAGUUUUUAUGAACUACUCGAGCUGCUGUAGCUAUAAACGUUAGGUAGUGAUAGGCACACGCAACACAUUUUUGCUGUGAUGUCAUCGUCGUUGCGAGAUUUCGCGAAUGUUCUCGAAGCUUCUAAAAAGUUCUAAAAGGACGAAAAUAAAAUUGAUCACAUACAAAGUGUGCGCAGAAAUUUUUUUUUUUUUAAUUUUCUUUUUGCCAUCGUUCGGCCAAACCAAAAGUCGUAGAGGGUCCGGACUUCAACCUAACCUAACCUAACCACGAAAUAAUUCUAUUAUAAUAUAGAGGUCAUAAUAAUAUUUUUAUUAACUUUAAGAAUCAACUAAUUGAAAUAUUAACACAAAUUUCAACUAAUAAGGUAAUAAUUUUAGUAUGGGACAUAUAUAUAAAUAUAGAUAAGGCAAUAAAAGUUAUUAUAAUCAUGAAUUAAGAUAUUUUAGACCGUGGUUAUAACCAACAGUAAGGCGAUCGCCUCUAUCACCUCCCCCUUUGUAUACGCCUCUGACUUUUAUUGUUCACAUAUUUAUAAAAAACAGGAAUAUUGAAUGUUUAAUCCCUUUGAUUUAUCAAUUACCAGUCUUCUAAUUCGACUAGUAAUUUAUAAUUAGAAUAAUUGGAUACAUUAUUUUAUUAAUUUAAUAAAUUUCAAAUUGAACUUAUUUAAAAAAAAAAAAAACAGUAUCCUUAUUUACGAAGUUAUACACACGUUUUACGUUGAUAACCACGGACAACGUACGAUUAAUCAAAAGUACCAACAAUUAUUUCGUUAACAGUCCCGUUACUAGAAUAUUUUUAUGUUAUAGCUAUUAAUAUUUUUUUUUCUUGUUAACCUUGCUAAACUGUACAUUUUUGUUUCGUUUUGUUUCUUUCUUCCUUUUAAUUUUCUAUUAAUGUUUAAUUUUAAGUUUAAAGUUUUCUGCUAUAUUUGCAUUAACUCUUCGUCCAUCAUGUUACGAAAAUUAAAGUUGUGAACUCACUGCUCCCACCACAAGUUUCGCUUAAAAGGAGUAGGAGUAUCGAACGAUUUUUUAUUAUAUUAAGUAUACAAAAUUCUAGUUAUAAAAUUAAGUAAUGUUACCCAGUUUAUUACACUUUGUAAUUUUUAAUAUUGUUUUGAUUUCAAAUAAAUAAAUAAAUAAUAUAUUAUAGUUAAAAUCUGAUUUAGUUACCUCAAUUGAAUUCUUUGAAAGUCUAAAAUUACUCUUGAAAUUAAAGUCAUCAAACAAGCUUGUUAUUAACAUAAAAUUUGUAAUUCAUGCAGUUUUUGGAAAUUAAUGGUCAAUUGAGUGCCUUCUCUUUCUAUCUAAAGAUUGGUUUAUAUUUUUAAAGUGAUUUAAAUUUAACAUUAAUAUUAAUAUAAUAAUAUAAUAUGUUAAUAGUUGAUAUGAUAAUAAUUGUGGUUACAAGAAUUAAACAACAUAUUCAAGUGUAUAAAAAAAAAGGGAUUCCUAAAUUCUAUCAAUCCGUUGAACAAUCUGCUACAUUAGUAGACGAAUUUAGGAACAUACGGAUAUUAAGAUUAUUAAUUUUUUGUUAUAAAAUGACCAAAAUAAAUAAAGAAAUACACUCUCCUUGGUGGUAAAGAAAUCUUCGGAUAUAAGUACGACGUUUCGGAAUAUAAUGCACCGGUACCGAUUCAAUUUUUAUAUCGACAAUUGGGUACUAUAGAAAAUUAGAAACGAUAAAAUAAAACUAUUACCUAUAGCAACAGUCCGUGGUGACGACAACAGUUUAAAUAUACAGAAAUAAUAAUAUAAUAUAAUCUUAUAUUAUUUCAUAUUAUAUAGAUGGCUGAAAAUGUAUCAACCAGUAAAGAAUAACGUUUCUGAGACCAACAAAAAAAGAAUUAAGGAUGAAAAAGAUUCGAAAAAAGUAAUAUUAUAUUAUUAUAUACUAUAUUCAAUAAUUCACUUAUAUGCGCUAUCCUGUAGUUUCUUGGUAAAAUUUUCUUGAAAUAAUAAUAAUAUUAUGUACUCAGUGGCAUAUUUAGAAUUUUGCUGCCCUGGAUACACAUUUUUUUUAAAACCCCCGUGGAUUUUUUUAUAAUACCAAUUUUACUAACCCACAAAAAAAAAAAACAAACAAAACAUGUAAUAUAGUAAUAGUACCGCACAGUAUACAAAUCUAUUGAAUACCCCAGAAUGUUGAAAAUCGUAGGUACUCUCAACCGUGAUCACAAAAAUAUCUAAGCAUUUCGAAAAAAAAUUAUGCUUACAAUUAUUGCAUGGACCUAGACAAUUAUGUAAUAAUACUAUUAAAUAUGCAAAUACUAUUUGAAUAAGUAUUAAAUUUCUGUAGUAUGUAUACUAUUAUAUUUUUUAUUACGUAUUAGGUAUUAUUUAUGAAAUAGUGAAUAUAUUAAAAACUAAUAUAUAUUUAUUUAAUUGAAAAAAGUUCUAAGCAUGUUCUAACUCAUGCUUAAAGUUUCAAGUAAUUUAAAGAUGACACUACACAAUACCAUGUAGAUUAGGUAAUUAAAAAUAUAUACUCCUACUCACUUAGAUAGUCAGAUGAAUAUGACUAAAAAGUGUCAAUUUAUUUUUUAUCAAAGUAAUCAAUUAAAGCGUUUACAUUAGCAUCAAACUUACAUUAUUUUAAAAACUAAAAUAUUUUAACACGCCAUUAAACGAAAAUAAUGUCACUUUUAUAGUUUAACAAUACGCAAAGAAAAUACAAAAUUAACGGUCGGUAAUUCGAUAUCACACUAUCACUUAGUGAACAACAGAUGUAUGUUACUAACAUUAUGGCCCACAAGAUAUUAUGUUUAGUUUUGGUAUUUGAAAAACCAAUAUUGCGCUCAGUGCACGUAUUAUUAGACGUGGAGGUUUAAUUACACAGAAUAAUUAUGUUGAUAUUGUUAGAAUAUUUUGUUGACAUUUAUUUGCCUAAGUAAAAAUUUGUUUUCAAAAAAAAAAAUUUCACUAAACCAAUUUUAGUGGAAUCAAAAUCAAAAUGCUUUCCGCGGAAAUUUUCCCACUUGGCUCCUUUAAAUACACCACUGUAUGUAUCUAAUAAUAAAAAAAUAAAUUUAGUUACUUGGUAAUGGAUAUUUAUUAGUACCAUCUUUUUGGCGGGCGUUUUGGGAUAUGAAAUAUUUAUUUUUGACAAUAUAAUAUAAUAUAUUAUUAUUUUUUCUUUAGGUUUUUUUUUCAGUCUACUGGGCCACCCCGUGGUCCUCAACUUUAAUUAACGGUUCAAACAUUAUAAUCUAUCCUCCGAUUAUGUCUAAUCAUCACCUUAGUUUUUUUUUUUUGAUACAAUAUAUUAUUAUGAUUCCGAAAUUUGAUCGGACGGAUAUUAUUUUUAUGACUUCUUAUUUUAAUUGAAUAAUAAUCUAUUUGCUUUAAAUAAUAAUAAAUCUAAUUCGUUUUUCUGUAUAUCAUCGUGGUAAUAUUUGAGAAUUAUAAUCUAUUCCAUUCAUGAAUAGCAAUAAUAUUUUAAAUAAUUUUCUGAAUAGAAAUUUUAUCUUCAUAGUAACUUGGGGAGAUCAUUUUUUGAUUUUCCAAUUUGUUUUUCCCACUUAUUAUAAAAACUCAGGAAAAUCAAAACAUGACCUUAUAGUACUAACCCAGACAGUCUUCCUUUCAGAAAAAUGUCUACCUUUAUAAAGUUAGGUUAGAUUGGAAAGAAUUUCCGGUUCAAUAAAUGAGAAAAAACGGGAAAAUGUAUUAUUUUCUAAUAUUUCAAAUAUUACGACCUUUUAAAUCAUAUUUAACUGAAUUCUGCUCAGAAUCGUUUUUCGUCUGCAAAGAUUAAUAUUGUUAUAACUAAUAAUAAUUGUAUACAGAUUUACAUUAAAUUCCUCUCUAUAUCCUACCUUCCAAACUUCUAACCUAUAAAAAUGGCCUACCAAUCGUGCUAUGUCUGCUUUUUUAUUCACAUAGAUUAACAAUCGAAUUAUUAGUUUUAUAUUAAUAUAAAUUGUCGGCAAGUACGCAUAUAAGGUAUAAAACGAACGCUGUGCCGCGGCCAUCUUCGAGUGACUACUAUAAUACGGUACAUGCAUUUUCCCACUGUCGAACGUCUCCACUUCCUGAUAGAAUAGGUAAGACUUCCCUUUCAUUGAAAUCCAUCAUCCCCCCCCCCCCCAAAAAAAAAAAAAAAAAAAUAUUUAGUGUUUAGAUUUUUUUUAUAAGAAAAAUUAUGAGAACAUUUCACAAUAAAACACUUUUAAGCCGCCGAAGGUGGACACCCACUUCCCACCUAUUUGUUUUCAUUCAAUUAUAACACCACGGUCAAAAUCAAAAAUUAAUAUGGGUAAAAAAAAAAAAUUGGCACGGGCAACACCAGGUAUGGGACAGCUAGUAUAAUAUAUGCAACAAGUUAUAAUCUGUUUAUUGAUUAUGUCAUUUUUAUUUUCAGAAUAAAGCGACCGAGGAGCGUAUGGAACGGGAAAAAUUCCGUAGAAAUAUGAUUUUAAAUUACGCUGAACACUUAUUGCCCGCAAAGCAAAGGUUCAAAGAUCCCUUGAUCCAGUACUAUUACUUUAUCAAGUAUGGUAUACAAAUCGAUACGCAAUUGUAUACACCGAUUGGAAAGGGAAUGAUGAAAAGAAUCAUCGAUCGUAUACCGAAAGAAUAUCAACAAAUGAACUUGUUUUCAACGUUAAAAGUUGAAAUGAUGAACGUAAGUACGACUGAAUAUUGUAAAAAUAUUAUGAUCGUAAUUAUAUGAACUAAAAAAAUUCCGUUAUUAAUAAUAAUAAUUUAAUUUUCUGUAGACAAAGUAUGUAUUUUCAUUCCAUAAUAACCUUUGAUCGUUGUUUUAAGUAUACAUUUCAAAUAUGCAUUAUACUAAAUAAUACUUAACUAUAAUUUAUACUUUCAAAUUGUAUUAUUUGUUUUUUUAUUAAUCAAGUUAGAUAUUUAACCACAAGUAUAGCAUUUUAUAUUUUUAUAUUGAUUAAUUUUAUUACCUCGUAGGAGGGGUCAGAAUACUAUCACGGUACUUCUGCAGUCUGCAUGUCGUAAGAGGCGAAAAAAAGAGGUGUUUUAUUGUGGGCACACAUAUUAUCAUAUAUUGAGGGCAAAAGGUAAAUUUUACUCUAGAUAAUUUGGGAGAAAUUGGUAAAAAAAAGUACUUUGAGGGCAACUGGUACAUGCCCAUAGAUUCCGCCAGUACAGAUGAUCUAAAACAACCUAUGGAUUCCGACAUCUACACAUUUUUACUUUUAUUUAUCAUUUUUGCUUCUUAACUUUAAUAAAAAAUACACUUACAUAUUUUGACUUAAUUAUGUAACUAAUAAUUACUCAAGUAUAUGUAACAUAAAAAAAUGAUAUAGUUAACCACAAUAUACAUAAUAUAAUGUAACAAAUAAUGUCAUAAUGAUAAAAUAUAAAUUAUAAUACAACACUUCAAAUCAUUUUAAGUUUUUAGUAAUACAUACCUAUAGGUAUUAUUUAAAAUUUAUUUACUCGUAUAUUAUUUAUUAUAGGAAAAUAUUUAAAAAAAAAUAUGUUUCUUACAGUAUAAAACCAAGUUAUAUCGUAAUUAUUACUUAAACUUAAUCAUAAUUACGGAAGCCAAAUCAAAAUAUAAUUUAAAAAAAAUAAUAAUAAUAAUAAUAAUCAAUAUAUUAUAUAAUAUAAUACAUAUAUGUAUUUGUUAAAAAUUAGUUUGUUUUAAAAAAAUUUUUAUUUUUAUGGAGUACUAAAUUAUUUUCUCGUUCACCAGCUAAAAUUUUAAAAUUAAAUUUAAGAACACGAGAAUAUCGGUGAGAACAAUAGCGUACAAGAAUUCAGCACUUACUGAUUAGUAUAGGUCACUGUAGGAAAAUAAUAUUAGUUGUACGCGUUUCAAUUUUUUCAUUAUUCACAUUCAGAUUAUCCAAAUAUUAGCAAUAACAAGUCAGUAUUUAUGAUUAAAACUCUAAUAUACUACUAUAUAGCUAUUUGAAUAGUAUAAGUAUUAAGUAUAUUUGAAAUAUCCGUUUUAUUAUCUAUUACAUAAUACCUCUGCUUGAGUUAUCAUUUCCAAAACUAUUAGUUACAUAAUUAAUUAAAAUUUAAUGACUUUUUAAUAAAUGUAUAGGCUAUUUUUAGACUACCUGUACUGACAAAGUCUAUACUGGCGGAAUUAAUGUAUCUUUUUUCCAAAUAUAAAAUAGUCUGACAGAAUCGAUAAAAUAAUAUAAGAUAAUAAUAUAAUAAGAGAAAAUAAACCAAGAUAGUUUGGGCAUGUCAUGGGUAGUAGGGAAACAGAAGCAGUAAGAAUUGUAAUAAAGUACUACAAAUAAACGUAGGAGGAGUGGAAGAACGAAAAAAGGUGGUUGGAUGGAAUUAAGAAUGAUAUGUGAAGAGAAGGUGUAUGCGAAAAUGAUGUAGGAGAUCGGCUUAAAUGAAAGUUUAGGACGAGAGUGGUUGAUCCUAAAUAGUUGGGAUAAAAUCGAAGGAGAAAAAGACAUCGAUUCAUUUAAUUAUAAUACCUAUAUAAUGUGAACAUAUUCAAAAUCUGCUUUAAAUUGUUCAAUGGGUUCAAUUGUUCAACACCUCUUUGUCUGGCUAUUGGGAUAAAGUCAAAAACUAUGACAAAUGUCGUGAAUUUCACAAAAAGUUUAACUCAUUAGUAAAACAUUAAAAAAACAAAACCAAUAUCUAUAGUUAUUUUGAAUAAUUGCGAGAGUUGUUUGAAUCAAAUUUUCCCGAAAAAUUGUAAGCCUUUGUAAGUAUUUGUAAGCAACAAUUUGAAAUUUGUAAGAUUAGUCGUUUUGAAUUAACCACUAAAACUUAUUUCACGACUAACUUCCGUGAAACUUGGCCGUUUUGCCAUUUCCAAAUUUUUAACCCAGCGAAAAUGUUUUACACUAUUUGUAAGUAUUUUUAAGCGCAAAUCCACAAUUUUUUAUUCAUCCCUUCUUGGAUUAUCCCUGAAAAGUAGAAGUGGUCAAUAGUGUUUGUUAUUCUACAAUAAUAAUCCAGUCAAAGUGGACAAAAAAACGACAAAGUUCGGAAUUAAUUCCUCGAUAGUUGAAUUUUGGUACAGAAGCAGUUUACACUACAUUUAUAAACAUACUAAAAGUCCUUACACCUAUCCCUUGUGCCCCUUGACCCUCUCGAAAUUGGCAUGUGUUCCUUUCACUGAUUUCGAUUACAACUCGUCAAUUAUUAAAGAUACCUAUGGCCAAAAUUAAAGAUCAUACAAUUUACCACAGAAUAAACUUACUUUUAAUAUUUAUACAUUAUGUUUAAUUUAGGUUCAGUAUCAGUGCAGUUAGAUCAAUACAAAGCUAAUGUUUAAAAAGUGAAAAUAAAGGAAGUCUGAGACAAAUUUUAUUUUUCAUUUGUCUAUCUUUAAUAUAAUUAUAAUAUCUAAAACAAUGAUAUAUCCUUUAAUUCAAAUUAAUUUAAUUUAAUUAUAUUGCAGUAGCCUUUAACUUAACACUGUACAGCUUAGUAGUACCCAUUUUUCAACUUUUUAUUCAUUGAUAAUUUUAAAAUUUAACGUAUUAUAUUCAUGUAAAACUAGGCUUAUUUUGAUAGUUAAAACCCACGAAUAUUUUAAUAUAUUGUAUACUAAAACACUAUAGUGGGUGAGAAUGAAAUUAUACUAUUAUUAGUGUUAUUAUUUAACAAUAUGAUUAUAUGGUUACAUUUAGUUAAAUUAAUAGAAUAUUAAUAAAAUUAUUAAAAAUUUAAAAAGCAAAGCCAACUUCUUUUUAGGGAUAAAUAAGUCCUUUAGUCGAAGAAUAAGUUCCGAACUUUUUUGUUUUUUUGUACAAUUUGUUUGUAUUAUAGUUGAACAACAAACAUUAUUUACCACUUCUAAUUUUCAGGGAUAAUUCAAGAAGGGAUGACUUACAUAUUUUUGGGAAAAUUUAGUUAGAAAAUAUUGAUGGGUAGUGGCUAACAUCACGGACCUUUAGUUUAGUGGUAAAAAAAAAUUACUUUAACUAUAUAUAACUGUAUGAUUAUAUAUAAUAUACAAUUUUAAACAAAAUAAUAUUUAUAUACUUAUUAGGAGUACUUAAGUUGGUCGAAAAAUGUGAUAGUAAGAAUAGGAUCGAUCGAUUUGUACGAACCUCAAGACGACUUUUCGUCAAUAAACUCACCAUUCAGAGCGGAAAUACGAAAAAAUAACCCGUUAUGGGCCAAAUCGAUAAAAUUCGCAAAAUCGAGCAUUGAGAAAAAUCUACAACAAUUAAAUCCGAUCAUUGUUAAAAUGAUCGCGUCAUGGUAUAAAGACUUUAGGUGAGUAUCUACUGUAUGAUGGAACAUUUUGAUGAUCCAAAAUAAUAUUUAUUAAUGUUUUUGUACAUUUAUAUUGUUUGAUAAAAAAUUGCUAGUUUAUAAUGUUUUGAAUGGCGUACAACUCAUAAACAUGAAAUGUUUGUUUUGCAUUUUUAAAGGGUAUUUUAGGAUUUCGUACAUUUUGAAGGCAUAUUUGAUAAUUUUUGUUUAUAUUUACCGAAGAGCUUUUAUAACUUAAGUAAUUAAUCGAUAGUAAAACAACAAAAAUUAUAGUUAUUAUUUCAUAUUUAAAAUAAAAUACAUUAUUAAAACAUUUUAUUUUUAAUCAUAUAGGUACUCGUAUAACAAUUGACAUUAAUGACAUUAAUUAUAAACUCCGAGCGUAGCGAGCGAGCUAUUGGUUUUCCUAAGAUGUUUAUUUUUUUUUUCUUCCUUUUUUCUUUCUUUCUUUCUUUCUUCUAGUCGGUGGACACGUUUUUUCCUAGUAAAUUUGUUAAGAUUUGUACGUGUAACACCUUCUCUGAAAGCUCAAGUUUACUAUAUUGUACUUUAAAUAAGCCAUUUUUUGAUUUUUGACGCCAUUUUUUAAAUAAAAGUACUUAAGUAGGAAAAAACAUAGGAAAACGUACAAUUUCACCAUUUCAUUAUUUUAUAAAAACACGGACGACAUUUUCCAACAGAAAAAAAUUAUUUAAUCAUAAAAUCACGAGAUAUAUUUUUUAUUGACUUUUUGAUUUACUUUCUUACUUUUUUACUUUAACUGCAGAACUUUAAGCCACUUUUGAGAUUUUAAGGAAUUUUAAUUUUUGGAAGUUCUUUUGCUGUAAUUCGGUUAGAAAUACACUUCGAGAUUGGAAACUUGGUAAUAAUACUUAUAUUUGACUUACCUAGUAAAAUUUCCGAAAUCAUCGAACGAUUUUUUUUUUUAAAUAAACGUUUUGAAAUCAAAUUUAAACGAAAAUCACAUAAAAAAUACUUCAAAUUAUGUAUUACCGAACUGCGCUCGAAAUCGUCUUUCGUCAAUAAAUGGUUUUUCGUUACUUACAGAUAUAAAUGACAUAACCUUAUGUAUCCUGCCAUUCCAACUUCUCACCUACAACAGUGGCCACUCCCAUCCCCAUUAUCAACUUUUUUUUAUUAUUAUUUUAAAAUUAAAAAUGAAACGAAGAUAUUAGUUUAGAAAAAUACGUAUCUAAAAGUAUAGUAUUAAAAUGCUCACAAAAUUCAUAUAAAAGUGCCCAUUUUCAAGUCUGUCUUGAUCCUAAAUUCAGUUUUGGUUAUAAGAUUAGUGACCUUAAUUACUUUUAAAUAAAGGAGAAACUAUAUUCUAUGUACUUGUCAUGUAUUCUUUUUAAUAUCUACGUAUUUUUUAGAGAAACGAUUUUUUUAAAUUUUAACGAAAGACAAUAUAAAGACAUGAGAUUUUCAAUACUCGAGUUUAGAAAAUUGAUUUUAUUGCAGUUAUCGGCCGUCAGAUAUAAGUUACUAGAUAAAUGGUUCGAUUGUGUGAAACGAAUAUUUGAAAAUGUAAUAUAUACCUAACCUAAUUAGCAUUAAACAGCAUCAAACAUGCUAAAUUUUAAUUUUAAGCUUGUAUAACUUAAACAUUUUUAGAAAAAAUACAAUUAUAAAUUGUCGACGAUAAACGAUACGAAAACUCAGACAGCUUUUUACGAUUUUAUCGCCUAUCUCAUGCAAAAACAUUACAAAGAAUUCGUUCUUAAAACUAAUGUAGAAUUCACGGAAUCAAUGUGUGACCCUGAGGUAAGAAAAUAUAAAGAAAAUAUUCGGAUAAUUAUUAUUAUUUUUUUUUUAGAUACUAAAAUUUGAUAUUGAUAAUUAUUAUCAGUGCAUUGUUUUUUUCUUCGACAUUGAUAAUAUUAUUUUAAAUCAAAAUCACAUUACAUGUAAUAAUAUUAAUUAGUAAUAUUGAAUUAUUAUUCGUAACGAUAAAAAAAUCUAAUCUCACUUUUAGUAUCGGGUCUAUGUAUGUGCUUAUUAAAUCUAAUGAAAUAUUAUUUAAAGAACAUUUUAUUACUGUUGAGAUAUUAUGUAAAAAAUUUAAAAAUGCAACUAAUUUAUUGUUUGGUGAUUUUAAUUUACCAAAAUAAUGAUUUGCAUUUAAACUUGAAAAAAUUUUCCACAGUUACUUUUUUUUUGAAAAGAACGACAAUUCAGUUUAAUUAUUCUUUAGCAAAUAUUAAUUUAUCAAAAGUAUCCACAGUUAAGGACCUUGAGGUCUGGUUUGAUGUAAAACUCUUUUUUUAAUAACCAUAUACAUUUUAUUAGAAACAAAGCGUUUGCGAAAUUAGGUUUUUAAAACGCACGUGUGUAUACUUUACGGAUGAAUUUGCAUUAAAAACUAUAUAUUAGUUUAUUGUCCGUCCUCAAUUGGAUUAUGCAGUUCUUAUCUGCAAUCCAUAUUUAAAAACUUACAUACAAAGUUUGCAAAAAAUUCAAACUAAUUUUAUUCGUUUCUUAUGUUUUCAAUGUUUGUCUUAAAAACUCUACAUUUAGGCUAUGAGGUAAAAUCAAACAUUUUUAAUAUCUUGACGCUUGAAAACCGUUUUCUUCAAAUAAAACUAAAAUUUGUACACAAAUUAAUAAAUAAUAUGAUUGAUUGCACUGAAAUAGUUCAGAAUAUAUAUUUUAAAAUCAAUUCAAAAAAUUGUUAGAAUACAAAACUUAUUUUAUAUGAUAAUGUAAACACAUAUUAUAUGUCAAAUUUGCCGUCGAAUAUUCUAAUGUCGGCUGGUAAUUCAUGGAGAAAAUUGAUUUUCUCAAUACACCUUUAACAGAUUGCUUUGUUCAGGUCCUAAGAACCACAAAUAUAUAUUAAAAUAAUAGGAGAAAAUUAAUAUGUUAAAACAAAUAAACUAUAAAUAAGUUAAAGUUUGUUUUAUUUUUUAUGUAGUUUUACUUUGAAAUUUUGUAUAUCAUGUAUUUUCUUUCUUUAUUAAUUUUUUCUGAUUAGUGAAUUAUUGUAAUUUAUUAUACAUAUGUGAUAGCUAUACAUUUUAAUUGUAUAAAACUGUAAUUGGAAUUAUUUUUCCAUUAAUAGAUAUUAUUAUUAAUAGAUUCAUGUUUAAAAGUAAAAAAAAAUGGAAUUUAAUUAUAAUUUAAAACUAAAUUUUUUAAGUAAUUCAACAUGCAUGGAUACAAAUUGUAUAGAAAAAUUAUUUUUGCAAAUAUAUUAUCAAAAAGAAAAAUAAUUGUAUUUUAAUUAUUUGAUUAUUUUUUCGAAAUCACAAAUCCUGCAGUUAUUAUACUCUGUAUAUUAAGUUUUAAUAAUUGAUAGUUAUGUACAAUUUAAUGUCUUAAUGGAUCUUAAUGGAUUAUUAAUAACGAACAACUUUUUGUUUUGUUUUUUUUUUGCUUUUUAUCUAUUCCAAUACGAUUCAAAUGUUCUUUUAUCCAUCAAUCGUUUUUAAUUUAUCCUAUGUGUUAAUUCAUUAUGUUGUUUUGACGAAUAAGAAAUAUCCGGGUUUCAUGACUAAGAUAGUGUACCGUAACUCAAGACUACAAUGUUUACCACUAUACGAGCGAUUAAGGGAUUUCAUUAUAUCGAUUUAUACGAUGAUCGAAGAAAUACCGUCUAAUGUAAUGCGUAUUGAACACCGCUUACACGAAAAUUAUCAUACAACGAAAUAUUUGCAAGUAAGACUAUAUUUAUUUACAUAAGCUGUAAAAAUGCAGUAAAAAUUUGUUUGCCGAAAAAAUAAUGUUUAUACAUUUUAGAUUCUGAGUGUAGUCGUGUAGAAAAAAGCUAUUUUAUAUAUUUUUCUUUCUUCAGAAAACCAAGGGGUUUUGUUUAUUACAAAUGCUCAGUUUUUGUUCAUGCAUACCUUAAAAUACGCGGAUUAAUUCCCCGGUAGUGAUUUAUUUGAACAUUAUUUUUUUUUAUAUUCCUGACAACAUAUAGCGAUACCACUGGUUUCACUUUUUUUGAUUUUUGAGUUACCCUCCUUGGCUACAAUGGUUUCAGGUCAAAAUAUCUACAAACAAAUAUCUCUGACAAAAUAUCUUUUAUAGACAAAAUGUUUCCUAAAAAAAAUCUCUAGGAUUUGUGGGAAUAUUUUUUAUUACAUUUAAUUUUAGAUUGUGAGCAAUCCCUCUUAAAAAAAAUAUAAUAAAAUUUCGAUUGAACUUAAAAAAAAAAAAUAAUUAUUUUGUUUUUUAUUAUUUUAUUAAAAUUAAAUUUAACAAGUCGACUGGCGUGAGCAUCAAAAUUAACUCUCCCUGUACUCGUAUGACAGACUUCAUGAGAGUUUAAUUGAAUUAUUAACUAUUUAUAAGCUUUUAAUGUUUGAAAAUUGUUUUUAACUCUCAUUUUAAUAAAUAUAUAUUCAAUAUUUUAAUAGAAAAUCUUUUUUUUGUUAGCUAUAAUAUGCCAGCCAUAUAGUGAUAAAUAGCCAAAUAGGGUUCGGAUUUAAGGCAAUAUAAUCAAUAAAAAUGCAUUUAAAGUGUCGAAAAAAAAGCAUUUAAUUUUUUUAUGAAAAAACAAAUUACUAAAACAUUAAAUAGUUUGUAUAUUAAAUAUUUAACUAAUAUAGUUUGUACUGAAAAAAAAAUCUUCGUCGUUACAUUCUUCGAGUUUAAUCUGUAUAUUAUUUAUUCAAAAUAUCUACACUUUUCGAUAAUAAUACACCUAAAACACAAACAGUAUAUUUUAAUAUAUAGGGUUUACCUAUAUAAUAUAUAAUAUAAUUUAUAUAUAUAAACAUAUAGGUAAAUAAUAUUUGUUACCUCGUUUUUCUAGUUGUGUAAUUGUGUCAGGCAAAAAUUCAAAAUUAGAAUAUGCAAUAAACACCAGAUUACUUUGCAUCGAUGGAAUUUCAAAAAUGAUUUUUACUACUCUCACACAUUCCGAAUUUUCUUCGAAUUCUUCAGCAAUUGAUUUCAGUUUAUUGAAAUUUGUGCAAUAGUAUUUUAUGGCAUUAAUUCAUGUAUCCCAACGUGUAGUUGCCGAUCUUGACAGAUUUGGCAAUCCUGGAUAUUUUGCAUUCAGAAUUGCAAGUUUCUUAGUUUCUUUUUCAUUUAAGAAACUAAAUGGUCUACAUUUUUAUAACGUGCUAGUACUUCUUCACAGACGUUAUGAUAUGUAUGAGCUAAACAAGUUAAAUUAAUAAUAUUCGGGUAUAAAGUUUGAAUUGAACGAUUCGCUUUCUUCAUAUAAGGAGCCGCGUUAGAUAAAUAUUAUCGUAUUUUACAUUAUUACAUAUAGCCACAAUAUACGCAUUGAUUUGACAAAUAGCUGUGUAAUUAUACUACUAUUUACCUUAUCUAAAUAGUCUGUGUGAAGAAAAUACAAAUUUCCUGGACUUUCUGGUUUUAGAAUUUCAUCUAUUACGUUCUCCAUGUUUUGGCAUUCUGAAUGUGUGGUUUCGUUAAUACAUACCCAUAUUUUAUAUUCACCUGCAGCAUCGCGAAUUUUUAACGAACCUUUUCGUAGCAUUUAUCAAAGUAUCCUUUCGUAAUGUUGAUUCGCAUGUAAUAUUUUUAUUUCAAUAUUUCGUCAAAAAAGAUUUAAAACGUCAUUGUUCAAUUUAUUCAUAGGGAUAUUUGCCGCAACUAACGCAUUACACAAAUCGUAAUUGAAAUAUGACUUAAUGGUAUUUGUAUGAAUGAAAGAUUGCACUAUUUUCAAUUUUUGAUAACGUUAUUUUGUGUUUAUCUCUUCCGAUAUGUUGCUGUAUAUAAAAUUUUUUUUCAAUUGAUACUUUGACGUCACAAAUUUUGCAAUAUAAAAUUAAUCCAUCGAGUGAAAAAAAAUAUUUUCGCCGAAUUCUUUAAUAUACUUUUUUAACCUAGAAUUUUUACAUUGCUUAACUUUCGGCAUAUUAAAACAAAUUAAUAAAAUAAACGUGGGUAAAUUAUUAAACAAAAAUUAUGGUUGACGAAUGCGUAAUAUGAACAUAUUUUAUUCUAUAAAUAGGUAAUAUGGGUACUUUUAUAAACAUUAAAUUAACUGACCAAACUAAAUACUCGAUAAAGUAUUUAGCGAUAUCGAUAAAUAUCGCCGAUAAUAAAACUCAUUAAAAAAAACCUAUUCAAAGUAAUUGACAGACGACAAUGCACAGUCUUUAGAAAAUUGUAUCGGUUUUCACCAUUAAUACUUAUAUCGUGUAUAAAACUAUCAAAUCAAUUAAAAAUUAAACACAAUAAAAGCAUUUAUAAGUGAAAAAGGUAGAAAGGCAUCUAUAAGUAAAAAAGGCAAACAAAAAUACGUUCAUCUUACAUAUUAAAUGACAUACAUUUUAAUAUAAAAAUUAUUUUUCUAUUAUUAUUCUUAAGAAAAAGGCUUUUGCCUUCAAAUUUGAACCCUAGUGAUAAACAUAAACCAAAAUAUUUCAGUUAACCCUGACGGAAAAAUAGAUGAGUAUUAAGUUUUACUCUGGAUAGAAUGUGGAGGUAUUUCGCUGAAAAUGGUUUGCUGGUGAUCUUAUUAGCUUUCAUGUUACUGUUUAAGGUUGUGGGCAAUCCCUCUAAAUUUUCUAAAAUUUUCCCGUUUUUCCUACGCUUUUUCCUAUUUAUUGUGAAAACUGUUUGGAUCUUUAAUAAUCUAUAUUAUCAUAGAUAAUUAUCUAAUAACUUGAAAUAAUAUACUCAUAAUAUACUCGUAAUAAUAACUAUUUCUUGUUGAAAUUUAAUAUAUUAAUAUGUUGUACAUUUUUAUUUUUUGUACUCAGUAUAAACGCUAAAUGCAUUCGAAUGCAACAUCUACCCAUUAUGUAGAAAUAAAUGUUUGCCUUUUGGGCUAGCAAUAAACUGUAAAGGUAUUCUUAUAUCCGUUUAAACCAGGGGUGUCCAAACUUUUGUGAAGACUGGGCCACAUCAUAUGAGUAGAAGUUGUUGUGGGCCACAUAUAUUUUAAUAAUAAUACAUUCAAAUUGAAUGAUUAAAUUAUAUUUUAUAACACAACAAUACAUUUUUUAAUAAUAAACAGAAAUAUGUUUACAAUCUAUUACAUUUUAAUUAUAAUUACAAGGAAAAAUAUAUUUAUAAUAAAAAAAUUCUUACCUGGAGAUAUUUUGACUAAUCACCGGCUAUAAUAUUGUAAUCUUACCAGUUUACCGAGCAUUACUUAGAAUUUUUUUUUGAUUUUUAUAAUUAACUGUUGCUUUCUGUAUUUAAACUAAAUUAUCCACUAUUCUAUACCGUAUCAACUUUUAAUCGAUAUCAAUGGCAAAGAUGGAACAAUGGUGUAAAGUUAUUACGUUUUUUUUAAUUUGUAUUUUUUCUAAUUGAGAUUAAUUUCGACAACCGUGAAAUUAUUGACACGAACAUUGACAAAUUGUUGAAAAACUUGGAUGGUUUAUGGGAACAGAGAAAGUCGUUUAUAGAAAAAACCAACAAAUUACUUUACUUAAUCAACGGAGUGGCCAAAAAUGACGUGAUUGUAUUUUUAUCCACCGAUCAUACUUUGGAUGAAUAUAAACGUUACGUAAUUAAGUAUGACAAAAUUUCAUCGGAUAUACCAAGUGAGAUUAACUCAACAGAAACUAUAGGAAUAUUCACGUUUGAUUUCACUGGUAUCAUCAACAUUUUGCGUAAACAAGCUGAUAAAUUUAGAGACGCAAUUAUCGCUAAAAUGAAGUCCACCUACGCUGAUAUUGGAAAAAAGUAUAUUUAUCUAUCUAAAUAUUGAUUAAAAUACGUUUGAUUCUAAACUUCGUUAAAUAUUUAUGUCUAGGCUGAACAAACAGUGUGUUGAUCUGUGCGAUGUAAUAUUGACGGCCCCACAGAAUACUGACGAACUAAUAAAGAUAGUAAAUUUUAUUACAAACACGAGAAAUACAGUUUUGCCGGAUAUAAAAGAGCGAACGGCCGGGGUGCUGUUAUGUGAAAUAUUUUUGAUGGAUUUCAUACAGUUUACGAACGAAGAACUGCAACAAAACACGGAAACAUUCCAAUCGGUUGGCCACGUAACCACGGUGUUAUUGGACAGUGCUAAAAUGAUUAAAGAAAAAACGCAACUAUUUAAAAAAGUAUUAUUGGAACGUACGGCUAUGUUCAAAGCUCAACUAAACGUUUACAAAACAGAAGUGGACGAAUUUGUAAACUAUGGCGAUGCGAGUGAUAUUAAUAAAUAUUCUGAAAAAUCUCGAUACUUGAAUGAUAAAUUAAAUGAAGCUUUAGUUACCAUUGAAGAGUUGAAUAAAGAGGAAAAAUAUUUUGAAUUAAAAGAAACUGCGUAUCCUCUUCGAAAAGUCGUAAAUAGAAAAUAUUAUUGUUUAAUAUAUCACUCUGUGUUGUAUAUAUUAUGCAAUUAAAAAUUUGUUUACAUUUUAGAUUGCCAAUACUUUGGCACCAUACAAACAACUUUACGACAAUUGUUCGGAGUUUAUUGCAAACCAUUCAAAAUGGAUGAGUAGUAAAAUCGGCACGUACGACCCCGAACAAAUCGAUUUAGAUUUAAACGUCUACUAUCGUAACAUAACUAAACUCGAACGUAGUUUUAUGAACAACCCCGCUCCGCUGGGUAUCGCAAAGACGGUAAUUUGAUUGUAUAUUCAUUACAAUUCUAUCUAUUUCAAAUAAUUUCCAGCUUGACAACUCUUCAAAAUCUUUACCUGUAAUUACAACUAUCUUUCAUUUAUCUCUAAUAUAUUUCACCCUAACCAAUAUUUCCCAUUUUCUCCAGGUAUUCUUUAAUUCCGUCUAACCAACGAUUUCUAUGUGAAUCCAUUAGCUAUUUAUACAUGUUGGUCUCCUGUAAGUAGCUUUUGUGAACCUGUCUUUCUUUUUUCUGUAGUACAUUGUAUGUUCAAACCAUUUCAGUUUGCACCAUAAUAAAAUGCAUUACUUAAGAUAAUUUGAGUAUCUUAUUAGUUCCUUAUUUUUCCUGCUACGUCAUUUUGUAUUUUCAACAUCAAUAGCCGCAUUACAUAUUAAUCUCGCUAUUUUAUUUUUUAAUGUGUUUAAUCUUCUUUUAAUUUGUGUAAUGAUCAGCCAUAUCUCGUAUUCAUUCGCUAACGUGUUAGUCUUAUUACAUUUUAAGCUUUGUCCAAUAUUCGUAUUGAGUAAAUCUUGGAUUUACAUAUUUUAAUAGUGCGUGGAACGCUAGAUUUACCCAUUCUACAUUUUACCUUUUAACAAUAUCUACAGGAUGAUCAACAACGUAAGAUGAUUAUCCAGUCUUCUACUAUCUAUGUAUACGAGGUGUGGCUAUUUAAAACCGGGAUUUGUGAUAAAAAUAUAGUAAAUUUUAAAAAAAAUUAUUAAUUUAACUAUGAUCCCCUUCUAUAUACUCUCCAUCUCUACCUAUACAUCGCUGCACACGUGUCUUUUAUUGUUAAAAGCAAUGCUGCAAGUUGCCAUAUGUCGGGCCUUAUCCACCGUUUUUGUCUUCAUCUCUUCUAAAGUUUUAAAUCGAGUUCCUUUCAAAGCAAUUUUUAGUUUGGGGAAUGAACAAAAGUCGCAUGGAGCUAGGUCAAUCUGGUCAAUACGGGGAAUGUUCGAGUAUUGGUAUGCGUUUAUCAGCCAAGUAUUGCUUAACGGAGAAUUCAUUGUGUGCUGGAGCAUUGUCUUGAUGCAGAAUCCAUACAAUGUUUUUCCACAAGUCUGGUCUUUUCUUUCACACUCUUUCUCUAAGUUUAAUCAGGACUUUAAUAGAGUAUUUUUGAUUUACCAUUUGACUUUGAAGCAUUUAUUCAAUCAUUUGUUUCGGUUUUCAGUCGGUUUUCGAUGUGCUAGGACGACUCGAAUGUUUGUCAUUGUCUACUGCUUCCAAAGCCUUACUAAACAUUUUACGCCAUUCAAAAACUAAAGUACCAUUAUAUAGUUACCUUCUAUACACCCCAAUCAACAGUUUAAAACAUUCCGUCAGAGACUUUUUUUUAAUAUAACAGGAAAUUUUAAAUUAACGCAUUGUUCGAUUUUUAAACUCAGCAUAAUUCCGGCAAUAUCGUAUUAUAACUUCUAAUUCAAAUAACACGUAAACGCAAACUAAAAGACCAAAACAAAUAAAAAGAUAUAAUUUAAUGCAGAAAUCUUUAUAGUCCAUAUCUCUCUUGUUACAAACAACUUAAUCUUAUCUCAAGAUUUUAUUGGCCAGAAAUCCGUUUUCAAAUAGUCACACUUUGUAUAUCAAUUAUUAUUUUUGGAUUUCUGGCACAGACUAAGACUAUUAAGAUCUUUGACGAGAUAUUCCACAUUUAAAUUCAGGUAUUUGGAAAGUGGUGGAACACUAUUAAAAUAGCACGCGCUGUGCUGCCAUACAAAUUGUAAACCACUACUCUAUUCCUCCCAAAAUUUGAAAAUGGAAUAUCUUGGCAUAUUUUAACAACAAAAUUGACUUAACCUAAUACUCUGAAUAUUUAUAGAAUUUUUAGUAUUAGUUUCCAUUUGAAAAUUAAGAGUAAGUAGUGGUUUCACCUUUAAAAAAAAGAGAGACAAAAAAAUAAUAUUAUAUUUUAUAGCUACUUAUUUCUUAAAUGUUCUAAAAAACAAAUACCGAAAAAAGUUAAUACUUUCCGAGAUAAAGAGUGCUCUAUAUUAUAUUGAUCAUGUGUAUAUCUAUAAUAUCUACGCAUAUAAUUAUAUAUAAUACCUGCAUUUAAAUGCUAUAAAGUAUUUCUGAAGUCUUGGUAUUUUCUUUUACCCAUUCCUAAUUACCUUAUUAAAAACAAAAUUAACAUGUCAUAUUAUCCAUAUCCAUAAUGUAAAAAAAGAGCUGGUUCUGAGGAUGGGUGCGGUCAUUAUUAUAGGUGAGUAGUUUGGAAGGUAGGAUACAAAAAAUUAUUUAUUAUACCUGUAACUAACGAAAAAUGAUUAGGAGUGAGGUUCAGUUUUACAUGUUUUAAAUGGCCGUAACAUUUACGAUUUUCGUCAAAAUUUGAUUUUAAAAUUCGUAUAAAAAAUAUUUAACCACUAGGUGUGACUUAUAAUGAACCACAUGUUAAAUUUUCAAGCAUUUCUAUUUAGUAUAGCAAUUUUAUCCAUAGAGUACCUAUACCAAAUAAAACUUACGGAAAAACUGUCUUUAUUAACUAUCUUAUUUUUAUUUUAAAAUUAUAAAUUAUACCCAAAUAACCAAUAUAUAUAUAAACGAAUUCGGUGAAGGUGGGGAGAUUUUUAUCAGUAGGAGCUCGGGGCCGGGUUAGGUAUAUUCAUAAUAUAAAUAUUUCCACUGGAAAAGUAUAGAAUCAUUUAUAUAUUAUUAUUUAUGAAAUGGAUAAUUAUUAAAAUACGAUAAUAUAAAUAUAUUAUUUUCAUAUAAAAAAAAAAACAGAUACGAUCGUCGAUGGAAUUGUUUAAAGCGAGAAUUCCGGAAAUAUUAACUCUAGGAAAUUUAGGUCUGAAAGACCGUCAUUGGAAAGCGAUUUCGAAUGUCGUCAAUUUUCAUAUACAUUCCAAUCAAAAUUUAAAGUUAGAACAGAUUUUAAAUUUGAACCUCAGGAAGUUUACAGCCCAACUCGAAUUAAUCAGCGACGGAGCAACCAAAGAAAGUAAUCUGGAGAGGAAGUUAAAUGGUAUGAUGGGAGAAUGGCGAGAUAUCAACUUUUCCAUAUCAGACUACAAGUACCUUAGCAUUAAAUAUAAAAUAAUAUAAUAUAAACAAAUGUAUAAGUAGGUACAUCUAUACAAAAUAUUAUAAAUGUUUUAUGAAAAUAAUGCAAAUUUUACAUUAUAUAUAUACUUAGAUCCCUUUGAAUUUUUUUAGAUUCAGAGGGAAGAAUCUAUUGUUUUUCUUUCACUUCUUGAUGUUUUAAACUUUUAAUCGAAAAUAAUAAAAUUUAUAUGUUUGAAAAUACUCGCAGCUUGGCAUUAUUAUUAUUUUCAAACUCAUUAUUAUAUUUAUUUAUACGUUUAUUUAUUAUAAUGAAUAUUAUUUACAUUUUUUUUUAUUUUUCAAGGGAAGAGUAGACUCUCAAUUUUCAACUGAUUCUCUUAAAUAUUUUAUCUGAUCCAUCAAAUGUACGUCCCUUUUUAUAAAGUCUUUUCGUCUUUUUUACUGAGUACUAAGUCAAAUUUCGCUCUUACCAUAGAACUAUGUUUCCACUAAAUUGUAUGGUUUAUAACUGUCUUAUAUCAUUCUUAUCUUUAUAAUUUCUAUCAUAUUAAACAGACGUUGGGACCGUUCAAAAUGACUGGCCUCAUCAUGGUCAUACCAGGUGAUCCAUUUAAGUGAGUAUACUCAUUAUCUCGGAAAGUAUUAAAUUUUUUUAGAAUUUGUUUGCAAUUACAUUUAGGAAACAAGCAGCUCUACGAUUUUAUAAUUAAGUUAUUUUUUGUCACUUAUUUUUGGGGGUAAAAUCAAUAUCUACUUUUGAUUUUCAAAUAGCAAUCCAAAUUAUAAAUUCCAUAAAUUUAUGGAGUAUUAGUUAAAAUAAAUUUUAUUGUUAAAAUUUUUGAUUUCUGUCAGUUCGUUGUCUGUCAGUCUUUUAAGUUUGGAUUGGAGGAGAGUAGUGGAGUAUCAUUUGUGUGGCGGUACGGCGCGUGCCGUAUUAAUAAUGAAGUGGUAUAUCUCGUUUAAAAUUUAAAUAAUACUCGAUAUAUUUAUGGGAUUUUUAAUAUAGAUUGCCAUUUGAAAAUCAAAAGUCGGUAGUGAUUUUACCCUCGAAAAUAAUAGUGACAUAAAAUAACUUAUUUAUAAAAUUGGAAAGCUGUUUAUUUCUUAAAUGUUCUAAAAUAAAAUUCUGAAAAAAAGUUAAUACUCUCUAAAAUAACGAGUAUCCACUUAAAUGAAUCACCUGGUAUAUAACUUGUUAUUUUUACUCAAUUAAAUUGUAUAUUUUAGAGAUACCGGGACUUCCAUUUUAUCCGGUAUGGAUGAUGUACAAAUAUUACUAGACGAUCAUAUAUUGAAAACCGCUACAAUGAAAACGUCUCCAUUUGUUAAACCAUUUAAAAACCAAUUAAUGUAUAUUUUGUAUUAUUAUAAUUUAUCUUAUAGAAUGUUUAAGUUAAUGGAUAUUUUUUUUUGUUUUUAGAGAAUGGGAAGCUAAUUUAAAUUGUUUGAAUGAAAUAAUAGAUUUAUUGGUAAAUGUUCAACUUACGUGGAUGUACUUGGAGUCUAUAUUUUCGUCUCAGGAUAUACAGAAUCAAAUGCCAGAAGAAUCGCGAAAAUUUAACGCAGUUGACAAGGUAAAUAUGAAAAUUCAUGAUUUAAACAAGAAAUAAAACUCAAUUAAUGUAUUUUUAUUCAGAUUUGGAGAAAUUUAAUGAAAGAUAUUAAAAAAUCACCGAAUAUUGUAAAUUCGGUUAAUAUUGAAAAUAUUUUACAAAACUUAAAAAAAAGUAGAGAUUUUUUGGAAUUGGUACAGAAGGGCUUAAAUAAUUAUUUGGAGACAAAAAGACUGUAUUUUCCGAGAUUUUUUUUUUUAUCAAAUGACGAACUACUUGAAAUAUUAUCGGAGACCAAGGAUCCAAAAAAAGUACAACCUCAUUUGAAAAAAUGUUUUGAGGGCAUUGCUAGUCUCGUUUUUACCGAAAAAUUGGAGGUCUUGUCUAUGGUAUCCAGUGAAAAGGAAGUCGUGAAAUUAUCAAUAGAGAUAAACACAGCUAAGGCUAAAGGUCAAGUCGAGAAAUGGCUAGUAGAAUUGGAACAAUCGAUGAAAAUUACGGUCCGCGAGGUAAUCGGAAAAGCUUUGGUAGCUUAUCAACAAACUGCCAGGCAGGAAUGGGUAGUUCAAUGGCCCGGGCAAGUAGUGCUGGCCGUUUCAUCUACAUUCUGGACUACUGAAAUGAUAGAAGCGAUUAAACAACAUCCGAACGGGUUGUCAAAGUAUCUGGACAAAUGUAACGGGCAAAUCGGAAAAAUCAUAAAGUUGGUCCGGGGCGUGUUACCGGUUCAAACGCGAUUAACGUUAGGUAAAAAUAAAAAAAAAAAUGAAAAUAUUAUUGCACAUCGGUUUAUUAAAGUAAGAUAAAUAAUCAUAAAAUUCCUAAAAAAUAGAAGCCCUGAUCGUUAUCGAUGUGCACGCAAAAGAUGUUGUUGAAGAUCUGGCGAACAAAAACAUUCGAAAAACAAACGAUUUUGGAUGGAUUUCCCAAUUACGAUAUUAUUGGAUGGUAUAUAAAAACUAUAUUAGGACAUAUUCCGAAAUUCAGUUAUAUUUAAUCAUAAUAGUAGUAUACAUUUUAAAGCCUAAAAGUUUGAAAAUACGUUACUUUUUUCCAAUACACAAUGCUAUUAUCAUGUUAUUUCCACCAGAAUAAAUAUUUAUGUUAUCAUUUUUUUCUAAAUGAUGUUUCAUAGCAGUUUUAACGCGAUAUCUCAGAGAUGUUGCGUGUCGUGUCAUGUUCCUAUAUACAUAUUAUAUUAUGUUGAUUACACUAACAAAUUAAUUGAACAUUGCAACCUAAACAAGAAAAAGUUGAAAUCGAUUCAACUUUGGAUAUUUCUCGGUAGGUCUGAAUUUUACUAAAAUUACAAUGGCUAAUUAGAAUAUGACAAAAUGUACACAACACGACUCAUGAAAUUGGUUUCAUCAAAUAGGAAAAUUAGUAUUUAUUUCAUUACAAUUAACACUAAAAACGUAAUAUUGUAUUAAUCUAAAGCUCUAAACAAUGCUUACUCUGCUUUUUCUUAAUAACUUUAUAAAGUUAAGGACUUUAUAGAAAACUCAUGAUAAACGUGUAUACUUUACAAUCAUUUUAUAAUGGGAAAAUCCGAAUAUCAUAACAUUUCGCAGACCUGUGUCAUAUACGUUUACGUAGGUUUUUAUCAUAGAUAUAUUAAUAAAUUAACUGCGCUUAGAGAAGGAAAUGCGGUACAUAUAUUGAAUGAGGGCGAUAGUGCUAGUUAGGGGUAGCCAUGGAAUGAAUAAUUAGAUAUUUUAAUUUACACCCUGAAAUUAUUAUUAUUUAUUAGUUUAUCACAUCAAUUUAAUUUAUUACAAUGGAAAUAAUAACAAUCAAUUUCAUGGCGAAAUACAAAUUUAAAAGUAUUUCAUCCAUAGGUUGCCCCUUACAUCGCUAUUAUUCUAAACUCAAUAUCGUUCACGAACACCAUUGACGGGAGGUGAGGAAAGCACAGUCGAUUUAUUAAUAUGUCUAUGGUUUUUAUUUAUAGAUAUGUCUAUGUAUGUGUAUAUUAUAUGGUAUUCACAAUAGAUAAGCAAUGUUCGACGACUAUUAACUGGUAAAUAAUUUUAAACUAACUGGAAAAUUAAAUUAAACUAUAAAAAGCUAUAUUAAAAUAAUAGGGACGGGUGUAGUCCGUCUGUUGUUGGCGAAAAGUUGGGAAGGUAGGAUAUAGAGGGAAAAUUAAUUUAUAUCUAAGCAACGAUAAACCAUUGCUUACUAAAAACAAUUCUAAGGAGAGAUAUGUCAGUAUAAUUAUAUAAAAUAAUUAAAUAGGUAUUAUAUAUUUUGUUUAAUAAUAUUUGUUCGGUAUAAUAACCGAUUUUUCGAUUUUUCCCUUUUUCUUAUGUUCUUCCCGGUUUUCCCAUGUUUUUUCACGUUUGUCACAUUUGAUGAGAAAACUGCUGAGAAAAUCAAAAAAUGUCCUCUUUAAAGUACUGGUUCGUUGUGAUGGCCUAUCCGUUAUUUUUUUAUCUAUGAUGACAUAUUUUGGAACUUUCAUAUCACUACUCACGACGUCACUUGAAAAUCUCUUUUAUUUGUUUUUUUUUUUUUUAAUUUAUGCCAGAAAUAAGUUGUCAAUCAUAUCGGGUAACAUAUUAGUUAUAUGUUGCAAUUUUAUAAUCAUGUUUCAUUAUCCAACAUAAUCUUACUGUUUUAGUAACAACCUUCCAUCAGAUCACCCAUUAAUUGAAUUGCCUUUGUUUUAUUUUAUUAUAUUUAUAUGUUGACGACGGAUACACACGGUUUAUGUGUUUUAAAUUUAGGAAGAAAAUAUGGUAACGUUCAUGAUAAACGCUUCGUUAGCUUAUGGCUAUGAAUACCUGGGAAAUUCGUCGAGAUUAGUGAUCACACCGCUCACCGACCGGUGUUACCGUACGCUGUUUUGCGCUCUGCAGCUGAAUUUGGGUGGUGCGCCAGAAGGACCGGCCGGUACCGGUAAAACAGAAACUACCAAAGACUUGGCUAAAGCCGUGGCAAAACAAUGUGUGGUUUUCAACUGUUCGGAUAGCAUGGACUACAUCGGUCUCGGGAAAUUUUUCAAAGUAAUCCUAAAGAUAGAAUGAUUUAUACAAGUUAACUAUUUCUUUUUUGUAUGCAGGGUCUACUCUCAUGCGGGGCGUGGGCAUGUUUCGACGAAUUCAACCGGAUCGAUUUAGAAGUCCUUUCGGUAGUCGCCCAACAAAUAUUGUCUAUUCAACGUGGUAUACAGAGUGGUCAGACGAAACUGUUUUUCGAAGGGUCAAACUUAACACUGGACCCUACAUGCGCCGUAUUCAUAACGAUGAAUCCAGGUUAUGCUGGACGUUCAGAAUUGCCGGACAAUUUGAAAGUAAUUAUUUAACUCAACCUAUAUUCCGUAUCAGUAAUCUGUAAUAAAUAAUCCGGAAUAUAAUAUUAAUAAUUAACAAUAAUUUGGACUGUACGAACCCGGAACAUAAAUCCCAGAUUAUCCGAAUUGUAACUUCCAGGAACAAAAUGGUCUAGCAUUGCACUUUUCCAAAACGUGAUAUUUCAGAAAAAUACCAUUAUGGUCUCUAAAAUAUUUGCACGAGUAUGAAAUUAAGGUACCAAACUCAGAGAAUAGAAAAAUAUUGGAUGAAUUUUAGUUUCAUUUUAUUACGUGUUUACAGAAAAACUAAAAUUAUAUAAAUAGAUGUCAAUGUAAAACUAUAGAGUACCUGACUUUCUCAAAGGUUAUCUACUUAUCAUAAUAUAAUAAAAUUUGGGAACCGUUAGUUUUAAUUUUAUUCCGGAAUUUCAAACUUCGGGAUAUUAUUGUCCGAGGUUUUACGUUCCAAAUUAUUUUUAUGUUCUGGAUUAAUAGAGCCCGGAUAUUACAGUCCUAAAUAUUAAAUUCCGAAUUAUUGUGUUCCGGAGUUUUUAUCAUUCCAAAAAUUUUAGCUAUUACAAUCUUUGAUUGAAUCAAAUGUCAAGUAAUUUAUUUGCUAAUUUUCUUUCGGACACACAAAUUAGAAAACGGUUUGAUUUACUAAAUUUUCGUUCUAUUUUAAGCUAGUUAUUGUCGAAUUUCCUCGGAAAUAAAGACUAUUGUUCUGUAAUGUGCCAGAAAUUGCUUUUUUAGCUUUGGACCUACCCAUCUACAGACACUCACAUGAAGCUAAAGUAUCUAAUUUUGUAUAUAUUGCAUUAGUGUCAACAGUGUCUUUUAGGGAUUCAAAUUUUCAAUCCUCUCCGUCACCGUUAUCAUGCUAAAUUAUAAGAUUUUGUUUUAUUUGAAUUAAUAUAAUUGUAAAAUAUACAAUAUUUUAUUAUUAUACUCUACGGUUAUUUACUAUUUUGUAAAUGAUAUUUCAAUAAUACAUAAUAGGCAGAGAAAAAUUCUAUUUAAGUGACUUAAGUGGUAGCUGUUCAUGGUUAGUGUUUAUGAAUAAUGUUUGUUGUCUUUUAUUCCAGGCGUUGUUUCGUUCGGUCGCCAUGAUGGUACCUGAUUACGCUUUGAUAUCCGAAAUAGUUUUGUACUCGCAAGGAUUUAGUUUAGCCCGUUCGCUAUCGGUAAAAAUCGUAGCCACGUACAAAUUGUGCUCCGAACAACUUUCGUCGCAAAACCAUUAUGAUUACGGUCUAUAAUAUUUAAUUAUAAUGAAAUAUUAAUACUCUAUAAACAUUUAAAAGAUAUAUUGUAUAUAAACUAAUAUUUCACAGGAAUGAGAGCCGUUAAAACCGUGUUAACGGCAGCCGGUAAUCUUAAACUAAAAUAUCCUGACGAAGAUGAAAAUAUACUCAUGUUACGUUCCAUCAAUGACGUUAAUUUACCGAAAUUUCUCAAACACGACGUUCCGUUGUUUAAAGUGAGAAUACAUUAUUAAUAGAAUAAAAUUAUUUCGUGUUAAUAAUAAUGAAACUAUAAAUUAAUUAUAUAUUUGUACCUAAUUUUUUUUUAAGGGAUUAACUUCGGAUUUAUUCCCUGGUAUUGUGUUGCCAACACCAGACUAUCAGAUUUUAAACGAUGCAAUAGAAAAAUCUUGCAAAAAAUUAAACCUCCAAUGCACUCCAUUCUUUUUGACCAAAAUUCAACAAAUUUACGAAAUGAUGAUCGUCAGACACGGAUUUAUGAUUGUGGGUAUGCCGUUUAGCGGCAAAACAUGUGCUUAUAAAGUGCUCAGUGAAGCAUUAAAAACUAUUGAAGAGAAAGUUAGUAAAUUCAAAUACAGGGUGCAUACAAUUUUAUGAUAAUAACUCUAACAAUAUUCAUUUUUUUUUUUCAUUUGGGUUUUGUGCAAGGAGGACAUAUAUAAAGACGAAAGUUAAAUUUGUAUUUUCAUGCCUUAAUCACUAAAAAAAAAAAAAUGUAUAUACAAUUUUUUAAUUUAUUUAUAUGGCCAUUUUGUAAAAUAUAUUAUUAUAAACGUUUUAAUGUAAUAGAGAUUCUUAUCGGACUAAUAGUUUUUUAGUUACACCUAUAGUAGUUUUAGUGCAUAGAAAAUAAGCGUAAAAACAAUUAAUAGAGAAUAAGGAAUUAUUGUACUGAUUUUCAAAACAUGAUAAAAUAAAGUUAUUUAUUUUCAAUAAUAAGGGAUGACAUUUAAAAAAAAAUGAAUAUUGGCAGAAUUACACUGUAGGAUAACACUGUAGGUCACCCUGUGUAUAGUAAUAUUAACAACGUUUUAAUUUUUUUUCCUGUCUUUUAUUCAAUCCGUUUGAACUGGUUUUAAUAAAUGUUAUAAGUAUUAUAAUAAAUAUUGUAGAUUUCGAAUGUAGAAUUGUUUCUUUGCUUUCUCUCUAAUUCUCUCUCUCUCUCUCUCUCUCUAUUCAAUUUGACCAUAGUUUGUUGUAUCUUACACGUUUAUAGAAUUAUUUUUAAACAUGACGUCUAUUUGAAUGUUAUAUAGAAAUUAAUGAAUGAACACAAAGUUGAAAUUAUGGUUAUCAAUCCGAAGUCCAUAACGUUGGGUCAACUUUACGGGCAGUUUGAUUUGAUAUCGCACGAAUGGUCGGACGGUAUUUUGGCCGUCGGAUUUAGAAAAUUUGCAUCAUCCGAUAAUCUAAAUAGGAAAUGGUUGAUUUUCGAUGGGCCGGUAGACGCGAUAUGGAUCGAGAGUAUGAACACUGUGUUGGACGACAACAAGAAAUUGUGUUUAAUAUCUGGAGAAAUAAUACAGCUAGCCAACACGACUAAUUUGAUUUUCGAACCCAUGGACUUGGAUGUAGCGUCUCCGGCAACUGUAAGUAACAAAAGCAAUAUUUUUUUAUAUAUUAUUUUGGUUUUAACCACCAUUAAAGAUAUACUGGUUACGCAGUGAACUAUGACAAGAAUAUAAAAUGUGGUUCCCGAAAUGUUUAAGAAAAGAUAACAAGCGUUUAUUAUAUUAUCACCACAUUUUAUGAUAUCGGGGUUCGUAUCAAACGAAUUCGUGAAUUUUUUUUACUGCUACUAUAGAGCGCAUCGUAAUACAUUGCUUAUCAGUCAAAAGUUGAAGACACUACAGAAGUCUCGUCUCAUUGCGUAACUAGUAUACUUUUAAUCGUGGUUUUAACUAUAAUGUGUUUUUUUUCUGUCUAUAAACAAGUCUUUUUCCAAACAUGAUGCACCGAUUAUUAACUUUAGUGGUAGUUUUUGGUUUUUAAAUUUUAUCUCACGUUUUAUCUAAUUGGUUUACUAAAUAGAUUUUUCAUGUUGUUUUCUAAAUAAUUGAAUAUAAUGUAGAAAAAAUAUUACCACUUUAAAAACUUGGUCCAAUUUUCAAAAUAUUCUGAUGAUUUUUGAACUAUUUAUUUUAUUUUUAAAUUUUAAGUUUAUACUUAGUAUCUCCGUUCCAUAUAAGAAUGCAUCGCUCGGCGUAUCCAAAUUUAUCUCGGAGUGACGUCCUGCCACCUUGGCUGAAUCUAUUAACUCUACGAUCGGUCGCAGUUAUAUGGCUACGCGAGUUUUGACCGAAUAUUAUCCGCCGUCCGGUGCGUUCUUAUUUAGAAUGGAGUAUAGAUGCAAUUUGAUUUAUUAUUUGCUUACGUGCUUUGUCAUAUUAAAGGUUUCUAGGUGUGGCAUGAUUUUCAUGGAAUCUGUUUCUUUGGGCUGGGAAUGCCUCGUACAGUCAUGGAUAAACCAACAAUCACCGUAUUUAUCCACAACAUCCAUUCAAAUACUAGAGAAUCUUGUCAUACGGUUUGCUCGGCCGAUAUUGUUCAUGUUGAGACGUUGCAAUAUGACCGUAUGCGUCCUAUAUAAAGUUGAUAAAAUUAUAAUAAUUAAAGAACUUGUUAGUCUUAAAUGUAUUUUAUAUUUUAGGAAGUAUUUCCCACUAGUGAUUCAAACUUAGUCAGAUCGUUUACAAACAUUUGUGAUACUUUUAUGAAACCAUACUCCAAUGAAGAGUAUAUGAAAACGGUUUUACAGAGUGAUGUCAGAGCGCAGAUUGAAGUAUUAUAUAUAUUACCUAUUAUCUACUUUUAUUUUAAAUAUAAUUGUAUGAUAUUUAUGUGCUUUUCUACAGUGCAUAUGUUUUUUUUCGGCUAUUUGGUCGAUGGGAGCCGCUUUGGAUUUGAAAAGUCGAAUUAAAUUCAAUUUAAUGUGUCGGGCAUUACAGAAGGAUAAAUUUCCCAAAAAAGUCGCCCGGGCGUUAAACAUACCUGUUGAAUUGUGCCCGUCACCGACCAAAUCGUAUUCAAAUCCGAUUCCCAAAGAAGGUUUGGUCUAUGAUUAUUAUUAUGUUCUCGUAGACAAAGGCAAAGGACAGUGGAAACCGUGGACCGAUUUCGUAGAAGAAGAACCGCCUAUACCAAAAGACGUGCCCUUCAACGAAAUCAUAGUGCCCACCGUGGACACAGUAAGAAACCAGAUACUAAUGGCCAUGCUGUUGGAACACAAUAAACCAAUGAUGAUGGUGGGCAAGACCGGAACCGGGAAAUCUGCGUAUACUAUGGUACCUAUGACGGUUUUAAUCGAUAGUGUUUUUCAGUAUAAACUGGUAUUUAAACUAUAUUUGGUAAAAUUGGUGCGUUUUUCUGUGUCGUAGAAUUAUAUUUUUACAAAACUCGAUCGGAACGUUAACUGGCCAUCGUUCGUAAACUUUUCUGCCCAGACUUCGGCCAACGUCACGCAGGACAUAAUCAUGGGUAAACUCAACAAAAGGCGACGUGGAGUGUUCGGCCCGCCUAUCGGUACAAAGUGUGUGAUAUUUAUCGACGACGUGAGCAUGCCACAAAAGGAAUAUUACGGUGCUCAGCCACCGAUCGAACUCUUGCGACAGUAUCUAGACAAAUUCCCGUGGUACGACCGAAAAGAGCUGGCGGCUAUAAACAUCCAAGACGUCUUGUUGUUGUGCGCUAUGGGUCCACCGUCGUCCGGAAACACCGUCACCCCUAGAUUCAGUCGUCAUUUUAACAUUCUCGUAAUAAACUCGUUUGACGAUCCGACAAUGGUCUCGAUAUUUAGCAGCAUUUUAUUUUGGCAUUUAGAAAACAAGUGAGAGUUAUAAAUAUAUAAUUUUUUGAAAAAUUCAACUAUAUAAACAUGUUAAUUGAAUUUUAUCUUUUUUUCAUUAUUGUGCAGAGGGUUCAACAAAAAUUUUCAACCGUGUGUUCAACAGUUGAUCGAUUCUACGUUGGAUCUGCACACAAAAAGCAUAGGAUAUUUGUUACCGACUCCAGAAAAAUCUCAUUAUUUGUUCAAUUUAAGAGAUUUUUCCAAACUCAUACAAGUCAGUUAUUUAAAUAUACCAUACUAGUAUGCGUCUUAUUUGUUUAUAAUUGUUUUAUUAUUUUUUUUUUACUAGGGGAUUUUGUUUUCUAUCCCCUCAACUAUUCACGAUGUCAUUUCUAUGAAACGUCUCUGGGUACAUGAAAUCUUACGAGUAUAUUACGACCGUUUAGUUGACGAUUCAGAUCGCUUAUGGUUUUUCGAUAAUUUAUGUUUUUCGUGUAAGGAAUUUCUCGGCGAAGACAUAAACAAAAUGUUUCAAUAUCUGACCACAAAGGAAAAUAAUAAUAUAGUAAAAAUAAAACUGAUCGAUAGCAUCGAAUAAUUUAAUAUUAAAUGUGUUAUGUAUUAACAAUUAGGUGAGCCAAACUGAAUUACGCCAAUUAAUUUAUUGUGACUUCUCUGACCCGAAUGCUAUAAAUAAAAGUUAUAAAGAAGUACGCGAUUUAGACAGCCUUCGAGAGACCGUUGAACAAUUCCUCGACGAAUUUAAUUCAAUAAGCAAAAAACCUAUGCAGUUGGUUAUUUUUAGAUUUGCUCUUGAACAUCUCUCGCGAAUUUCUCGUAUCAUAAAUCAACCACGAGGACACGCAUUACUUAUUGGUUUAGGAGGAUCGGGUCGUCAGUCGCUAACGAGGCUCGCUGCACAUAUUUCGCAAUUUGAACUAUUUCAAGUAUCAAAAAACAAUUUGUCUACCCCUACUGAAUUAUUUAAAAACGUAUAAAUUAUCCAGAUUCAAAUGACAAGCUUGUAUGGAAUGAACGAAUGGCACGAAGAUCUGAAAGAUGUAUUUAAACGAGUCACUAUUACGUUUGACCAAAACAUCGUUUUCUUGUUCACAGAUUCUGAAGUGAGUACAAUUUAUAAUAAUACACAAUCAUAACAUAACUAUAUAACAUCGGUACAUGAUAACAAUAAAAUAUUAUGUUUUAUUUAAACUAUUUAUAUUUUAUCACAUUCUAAAAAAAAUUGCAUUCUAACUGGAAUUAAAAAUAAUUUUAGUUUAAAAAAAAAACCAUAGAAUAAUGGGGACGGAUGCAGCCACUGUUAUAGAUAAUUCAAUGAAUACCUAUAAGCAAUGAUAAACAAUUGCUUACGAAAAAACGAUUCUGAGUGGAGUUCAGUUGAUGAUGAUGUUUUGUCAAUAAUAUAUAUGUUAUUUUAUAGUAAAAUAAUUAAAUAGGCUUUAUAUAUUUUCUUUAAUAAUAUUUGUUUAAUGUUGUACCGAUUUUCCCAAUUUUUCUACGUUUUCCCAUGUUUUACCCCAGUUUUUCACAUUUGCUGGGAAAACUGAAAAAAUCCAAAAAUAACCUUUCCAAAUGGGCCUUAGGUAAAAAGGCCUUUACCCGCCUAGUAAAAUUUCCUUUAAAAAAUAUUGGUAUUAAGAUAAGCUGGAGUAAAAUUGCUCGUGAAAAAUUUGUUAACAGAUAAAAAAAAAAUAAACAUUUUUGUAACACAAUACGCUUCUUCGCUCCAUUCAGAAUCUAAAAGUAUAUAUGUAAGUAAAGUAUCUAUAGGUUAUAUUUAUAACUCAUGUGACGGUGUCCAUAGCACAUUUUUUAAAAUAAUUUUAAGAAUUAUCUUUACGUUGUAGAUCGCGUAGAUAACAAACAUCGGAGGGACGGUGCUGUACAUUUAAUAUAUUUUAUAUUUUGUUUGUUUUUAUUUUUUCGUGACUCGUAGAUAAAUAAAAAUAUAAUUUUAAAUAAAGUUAUGUUUUAAUUUUUAAUUGGAAAUAUGGAACAUGUGUGUAAAAUAUGGGACAAAAAGAGGGGCCUAUAUGCCACUACCUUCGGGCCCAAAUUUUUUUUCCAUGACCCUGCGUACAUAUAUACUUUAAAUUCUCCUCCAUAUUUUACCAUAAAUAUAUUAUGAUACAACUAAAGUAUUGUUUGUUUAUUCAUUAGCAUCACUGAAUCUUUUACUCUGUGCAUGGUUUUUGGCGUUAAUGUUGUAGCUUCUUUAAUUAUUUUUGUUCCUGUUAUUUUACCGGAACUUUUGCAAUCUCGUACAAGUACUACAUACUAUUCCUGAAAUUGUGCUCCCAGGUGCAAAAUAUUUAACUUUUCUUUUUUUAAAACGUUCACAACUGUCAGCAAAUAGUUUUUUUCGGACCUUCAUGACCGGCACUAGUUGAUGGUGUUGUGUAGUUUCAAUUUCUAUAAAUACAUUAAAAUUUCACUCUAGCCAUUAUUUGUUUACUAAUUGAAAUGUCGUUAAACUCUUGCCAGCACUAUUACACUUCUAUAAAAUAAGUUUUAAUUAAAAUAAAAUAAAUAUAGUAAAUAAGUAUAUAAAUACAAAAUGUAUAGAUAGAAAUAAAAAUAAAUACAUUUAAAUUUAUAUAUUUAUUUACGAGUAUUAACCAUUUUAAUAAAUAUGUUUUUGCUUUAUUAUUUUAUUAAAAUAAAAUAGUUUUGUUGCUUGGUUAUAUUGUAAAUUAAAAUUUUUUUCUAGUUUUUAUGUAGAAAUACAAUGGUUUUAAAAUAUAAAAAGUCCUAAAAUAAUAUAAGACGUAACUUGCCACAACCAAACUUUAUAAUAUCAAUAUAAAGUUAAUAUAGAAAACACUACCUUCAAACCUCUAAUAUCCCCUAUUUUUCUUUCCAUGUCCAUUAAUAAAAUACAUUUUGCUAAUUUUAUGAUAUUUUUUUAUGUAAAUUUAAAUUGUACAUGCAAAACUUAACUAAAAGAAAAAUACGGAUAUACUUCGGACCAUGGUAGGCCACUGUUGUAACAGCCUUGGAAGGUAGGAUAUAGAGGGAGUUAUUAAUUUUACAAUUAGUUAGGUCACUAAAUGCUAAUUGCUUAAUUGCAAAAAAACCGUUCUGCAAACUGUUGCUUCUGUAAUCUAUAGGUUUUGUAAAGUUAUAGUUGUUGAGCAUAUUACGUUGCAUAAAAGUAUUUCAUUAUUUGUAUUUGAUACCUAUGGCUAUAAUCAGUUGCUCAGUUAUCAGUAUAAAUAUUUUAAAUAUUUUAUGUAAAUAUUAAAAAUUAUUUAUAUAUCUGUAAUUUCAAGUUUGUUGUUACUUUAUUAAGAUAUUUUGUCAAUAUGGUAAAUGAUAUUAAAAUAGGUAAAAACUUCACCGAGACAGAAAAAUGUCUUUUGUUCGAUUUAGUUUUACCACAUAAACGGAUUAUUUUCGAUGGGAUUUGAUCGAUUCCUAAAUUGCCUCGACCUUGGCACAUUAAUAAUAAUUUCAAAUAAAAUAUCACCAGACUCAUAUGAUGAAGAUGAGGAUGAUUUUACUGACAUUUUUAUUGUAAAAUUCGGAAUAAAUAUAUUACUAAAUAGUCGCACAGAAUAAAGUCAUAUGCAUUAACGAGAAAAUUAAAUAACGUUUUGGUCGUAAUAAAAAAAAUUACAAUAAUAUUACCCAAAUCAUAAGGUUAAACCAAUCUAAACAUUUGACUAAACCUAAAUCAGCUCAAUAAUUAAUACAUUUAAUAACUAUAUUUUUAAUAACAGCUAUCAAAUUUACGGAACUGUUUCUAAUUUUUUAGAAAAUUAUCAGUUAUCAGUUUUGGGGGUCUAUUUUCAAAGGUAUAGAAUCUGAUAAUCGAAAAACAUAGUUCGAUUGACAAUAUUCGAUCGUAAAUAUCGAUUCGAGUAGAAAUUUUUGAUCAAUCGUAUUCUUAAACAAUUAUCGAAUCGAAUAAAUUACUUUUGACACUCUUUUCGACUAUCGAAUAAAAUCAUAUUUUCCACGAUAUUUUAAAUUGUUAUCAUUAAAAUUAAUGAUAACAAAAUUUGAAUGUUAACCAUGGCCUAAUAUAUAAUUAUUAUUAAUAAUUAGGUACCUAUAAUGUGUUUAAUGUUAGGUCUUCAUUGAAAAUAUAUAAGAAGGUAUACCUUAUACUUAAAUUAAAUUAUUCUAACACAAUGACUUUAAAGAAAAGCAAAGAAAGGUCUGUAACAAUGGCACAGAAAGAAACACUCGUUGAGUUUAUGGAAAACAAUAUUGAACUAAAAAAAGGUAAAUUUACUUCCAGCUUUACUCACAAAAAAACCUAAAAUAUAUGGGAACAAAUAACACAGCUUUUAAAUUCUAUGAUUGAUGCUAACAAAACCAUAAGUAUGUUGGUAACUAAAUUUUUAUUUGCAAAUAAUAUUAUAGAUAUGUUUUAGAAUAUGAUAUACCUUAUAAGUUGGUAAGUACUAGCAUAGUAUAAUUCAAAAAGAUUAUUACCAACAAAUGGAUCUUCUCCUUAUAAAAUACGCCUUGGUUCGUUUCAGUAAUAUUAAAUAUUUCGAUAUUAUUUAACAUAUUAUAAUCUUCCAAGUCAUUGUCAAAUAAAAUAGUUAUAAAUUAUAAAUAUUAACAAAUUUAAGUUUAAACGGAAAAAUUAUGAUAUACGUAAAUUAAUAAAUAUUUAGAUUAUAUUAUUAUACGUAAUAAUGAUAAGUGACAAUUAUCUAAAAGAGUUUUCGAUACCUAAUGCACUGUCGUUGUAAAUUAUUGAACACUAUCGAACUAGUAAUCGAAAACAAUUACAUUUUGAGAAUAGUGUUUUUGUUAUCAAUCGAAACCCGGGUUGUUUUCGACCGGUUUUUGAUCGAAAGGCUGGUUAGGUUAGGUUUAAGAAUGGUUUAAGAAUAGACCUCCUGUAUAGUUUUAUGCAACCCAGCAUCAGAGUUUAAAACAGUAUUAAAUAAAUAUAUGUACAAAUAUGUACGGUGUUAUAGAUAAAAGAUGAAGGAAUGGUCGAAGAUAUAAACAAUUUACUAAAUUCUGGAGAAGUACCAAACUUAUUUAUGCCGGACGAAAAAAUCGAGAUCUGUGAAAAAAUGCGUAACCUAGAUAAACAACGUGAUAAAACUAUUCAAGUAUUUAAUUUAUUUGUGUAUAAAUAAUUGAAUUUUUGUACAUUUUCUUAAAAUUUGGAAGUUUAAUUAGACUGAUGGUAGUACGACCGCGUUGUUUAAUUUAUUUAUUCAAAUUGUGAGAGAUCAACUGCACAUAUCGUUGGCAUUCAGUCCGAUCGGCAAUGGGCUUAGGACAAGAAUAAGAAAAUUUCCAUCACUCGUGCAAUGUUGUACCAUAGAUUGGUUUCAGGUAAAUCGUAACAAUUCUAGAUUCUUUAAAUCAACUAAUAAAUAUCUAUUGUGUAUUUUAGAGUUGGCCAUCAGACGCUUUAACGGCAGUGGCUACACAUUUUUUAAGUGAUGUUGAAUUAACAGAUCACGAACGUAAUGUUAGUAUUAUAAUGUGUCAACAUUUCCAUUUAACAACUCAGAACUUAUCGCUAGAAUUUGAUACCCAACUAAAGCGUAAAACAUAUAUAACACCCACUUCUUACUUAGAAAUGAUUUCUACAUUUAAAGAUGUUUUGAGUAAAAAACGAGAGUGAGUAAAUACCUGUUCUAUGUGUCCACAAUGUUGUAAAUUUUAAUAUUAUUUUACUAUGCUUCACUGUUAUUUAUUUUAUAGAGAAAUUCUCACUGCAAAACGUCGAUAUGAAGUAGGACUAGAAAAACUGCAAAAUGCUGCCGACGACAUUGCAAUUAUGCAAACAGAAUUGACGUAUUUAGAGCCAGAAAUUAAAAGCGCUGCUGUAAAAGUAAAAAUUAUUAUGGAAAAAAUCGAAAAAGAAAACAUUGAAGUAUCAAAAGUAAAACACAAUAUUGAAAAAGACGAAGAAAAGGCAAUGGUAACUGCAGCCGAAGCACAAGGAAUUAAGGACGAAUGCGAAGCUCACAUGUUAGCUGCAAAACCCGCUAUGGAUGCCGCAUUGGCAGCGUUAAAUACAGUAACUUCCCAAGAUAUUACAUUUGUAAAAUCCAUGAAAAAUCCUCCUAAGGCAGUUAAAUUGGUUAUGGAAGCUAUUUGUACCAUCAGAGACAUAAAACCCGAUAAAGUUCCCGAUAAAUCUACCGGAAAAAUGGUAGAAGACUAUUGGGGACCAUCAAAAAAGUUACUUAACGACAUCAAAUUUUUAGAGCAACUCAUUAAUUUUGAUAAAGAUAAUAUACCAAGUAGAGUUAUGAAAGUCAUCAACGAAAAAUACAUUACCGACCCCGAAUUUGAUCCGAACAAAGUUAAAAAUGCUUCGAUUGCCGCACAAGGUUUAUGCAAAUGGGUAAUAGCGAUGUCUAGUUACGACAUAGUCGCCAAAGAGAUAGCGCCGAAAAGAAUUGCUUUAAUAGAAGCAGAAACGAUGUUUAACGACGCAAUGGAAGCGCUAAAUGAAAAAAGAACGCAACUUCGUGCGGUAGAAUUGAAACUAAAACUCGUGCAAGAUAGUCUGGAUGAGAACCAACGCGAAAUGACCCUGUUACAAAAUAAGGCUGACGGUGUACAAAUAAAAAUGAAACGAGCUAACGAAUUAAUUGGUGGAUUAGGAGGCGAAAAACAACGCUGGGGAAACACGGCCUUAGAUCUAGGAGAACGUUACUUGAAUCUAACCGGUAUAUAUUAUAAUAAUAUUUUAAAGUCUUUAUAAUAGCUAAUAACCAAUAAUUACUAAUAAUUUAUGUUUCGUUCCAGGAGAUUUGUUGGUGAGCUCCGGUAUUAUCGCGUAUUUAGGUCCAUUCACCAUGGACUAUAGGAGCAACCAGAUCAAAAGUUGGGUUGUUGAAAUGCAAAAAAAUAAAAUUGUUUGUACCAAAGAUUUUCAAUUGAGCGCAGUACUCGGUAAACCAGUAGAAAUUAGAGCUUGGAAUGUAGCUGGAUUACCGACUGAUUUAUUUUCAAUAGAUAACGGCAUUAUUGUCACGUAAGUAAAUCAUCGCAUAUUUCGAUUAUUAUCAUUUUAUAAUAAUGUUGUCGUGUCGAAAUAGAGAUAGGCUAUAGAGGCCAUUGAAAGCGGUAUCGCAAUAGCUAUUUUAUUUAUUAAAAACUCCGCAAUGGGGAGAUGAAAAAUCUUUUAAAAGUCAGAUUGUCUAUUAAUGGGGGUUAAUGUAUUGAUAAUUACCCAAUUCAUAAAAAACAAUGGGUUCUAAAACAAAACACAACAAAAAAAGACUGUGUGGAAUACCAAUGAAAGGCUUAAUGGUCUUUGAAGCUGAAUAUAGAUCGAUUUCUAUUGUGUAUAUUAUUACAUUAAUUUCAGAAAAUUGUUUUCAGAAACGCUAGGCGAUCGGCAUUGAUGAUUGAUCCCCAAGGACAAGCCAACAAAUGGAUAAAAACAAUGGAAAUGGAAAACUCGUUGCACAUAAUUCGUUUUAAUUUGCCCAACUACAUUUCCCAGCUAGAACAUGCCAUCACCAAUGGCCAACCCGUAUUUAUAAUAAUAUUAAGGACAAAAGCCGAAAUUGGGCAAAUCUCAGUGUACACGAUACUUGGGCAAAACGUCAUAUUUUGACUUUGCCUGGUUACAUAUUAACAUUAUAUAGUAGAUUUUGGCUCUUGCUAACUGAUUGUGCUCUCUGAUUGGUUGAUUUAAAUCACCGCGCAAAAUUAUUAUUUUUAUCGUGUAGUAUGUCUCCUUAUCUACCAAAUACAAUAAUAAUAUAUUCAAUAUUAUAGUAAUUAGUUUUGACUGUUAAGUAUUGGGUCAGAAAAUCGUGAAAAUAUGUCACGUAUAACUUAUAUGUGUUAUAUCAUUAUAGCAAAUUUACUAUUUAGAACUUUGGGCAAUGAUAAUAGAUAUCUAAACAAUUGCUAAAAAAUACUUUAUACAUGAAAUUCUAUUUUAAUUCAUAGUUUAUUAAUUAUACAUAGUUACCUAUUUACCUAUAUAGGUAAUUCUUAUUUUUGUACAUCAGCUAGGUAAAUAUUAAAACAAUAUUAUGGAAUUGUGUAAUAACUAAUAAUACACGAAAGGUUCCUAAAAGGAUAUAAUAGAUACAACAAACUAUUCAGAUAUAAGUCUAUCUUCUACAAUAUUAUAAUAAUAAUUAUUAAAAUGACAUACUUAUACUCAUACUUUAAACCAAAAGUAUGAAUUGAUUAAUAUUCAAUCGAACCACGAUUUAUAUAAAACCGUGCAAACUUAUAGACCAUGGAUUAAGACAGCUAACUAUAUUAAUCCGUGGUAUAGACUUAGUUUGAAAGAGAAUCAUACUCUGUCAGUAUUAGGUUCAGUGGGAUAUUCACUAUAAAGACCUACAUUUUAAACUUAACUCCCGAUCUUCUCUCUUGUGGGACAGACUAUACGAUAUUAUUAUUGCUUUUUGUUUACGGUUUUAUAGUGAAGAUAUAAAUUAAAAGCUCACGUACCUUUAAUGUACAUAUUUUUAAUUAGCGUACACUCAAUCAACGAAUUUGCUUAUAUGUAUACGCAUAAAUCCGAAAAUAGGGAUCUGGGUAUACAUAGUAUAUUCGCGUAUACACACCAAUACACCACUGGUUUAAUUCCGGAAUUAUAUGUGCUUUUUUUUUUUUUAGAAUUGAUAGAAUCUUAAUCCUUCAUUUCACUUUCUGGUCUGAUUUCUUUCAUCCAGACAUAAUUAAUUUUCUCAAUGUCCUAGUUGGCUUGCUAAACACUCCCUUGGAUUUGAGAAUGACGCUACUUCCCGUAAACUAUUAAGCCAUUCCACAGCAGAACUAAAUCAUGUAUAAUAGGUACGAUUUAGAAACACCACUACUAUUGCUUGAUUGUAAUAUGCUCCGUACGGAGCUUUGAAUAUAUAAAAAGUAUUUAUGAUAUUGUAUACGACUUCACUUGCAGUUUUUGUUUUUAACGUUAGAGUUUCGAGUUAUUAUAUUAUAUUGAUUUUAUUAUUAUACCAAUUUAUUUAACCAUAUAUAACUAUAUAUUGGAACAAUAAUUUUUAUUUUAUGGUUAUUUAUGUGUAAUAUUGAAAAAAAAUAUUGUACCUGCCUACUAUGAAAAAUUGAAUUUUAUGGACGUUUGAGUUUUACCCAAAUGAGGUUGGUCAUUACUAACAUAGUCUAGGCAAAAUGAGAAAUAUGACGUUUUGCCAGUGCAUUUCUGAAAUUUGCCUGAUUUCGGCUUUUGUCCGUGAAAAUAAUAUGACCAUAUAGAAAUACAUAUCGAACAAAUAUAAGAGGUUGAGAUUUUAUAAUUUAUACAAUUUUAAAAGCCAUUUAUUGUUCACUGUUGAGGUCAAUAUUAGAAUAAAUUUACUGUCAUUACAAGUCAGGGGUCAUACACGUCGAAAAAUUCUGUAAUAUUCGAACGAGUCCAGAGCAAAUUUUCAAAUUAUAUUAAUUAAAUUAUACAUAUUGAACGUCCACAGAUGUUUAUGUGCCUGUCCACCAAUUUUUUGAGCUGGACACAUUGGGCGUGAAAAUUAUCUCAGUUUAUUCAACCAAACUUCACGAACUUAUACGGACAAAUUGAUUUUCCCUAAUUGCGAAAAUGCCUUUUAGAGUUUCUCCCUAUUCUUCCUGUCAAUCAGUUCCCUCUUAGCUACCAUGACAAAUCAUGGUCUUAAUUAACCGUUAUUCCCCUACAUCUUUAUUGUAAAUUAUUAUUGUUUUCAUAAUGUUAUACUACUGUUAGUUGAAGGUACUUAUAGUAAACAGGACUAUAAAAUUCUAAAACAUACUAUAAAUAUAGUUAUAGGUUUUUGUAUAAAUUUGUUUUUAUGAUGCUUAAAAAUUAAUCGAACAAGCAGAAAUUCGUUUCGUGAUAUAUAAAGAAUUAGAAUUCAAAAUUGUAUUUUGCAUUUUAGAUUUCGAGUGUAGCGAGCGAGAUAUUGGUUUUACAAUGCUAUUUAUUUUUUUCUUUCUUUCUUAUAGUCUGUGGACACGUUUUUUCCUAGUAAACUUGCUCCGAUGUAUAAGCGUAGAAACUUUUCUGAAAGCUUAAGUUUACUUUAUUGUACUUUAAGGAAGUCGUUUUUUUUUUUAUUUUUGACGCCAUUUUUUAAAUAAAAGCACUUAAGUAGGAAAAAAAUAUAGAAAAACGUACAAUUUCACGAUUUCAUUAUUUUAUAAAAACACGGACGACGUUUUCCACCAGAAAAAAAUGAUUUAAUCGAAAAAUCACAAGAUAUCAUUUUUAUUUACUUUUUGAUUUACUUUCUUACCGUAUCAUUUUCGAAAUUUUUGAGCCACUUUUGAGCUUUUAGGGAAUUCUAAUUUCUAGGAGUUUUUUUACUGUAAUUCGAUUAUAAAUACACGUAGAGACUUGAAACUUGGUAAUAACACUUAUAUUUGAUUAACAUAGACAUGGUAAAAUUUCCAAAAUUAUCGGAUGACUUUUUUUUUAAUAAAAGUUUUAAAAUCUAAUUUAAAUGAAAAUCGCAAAAAUUAUGUAUAACCGAAUUGCGCUCGGAAUCGUCUUUUAAGCAAUAGUUUAUCGUUGCAUACAGAUAUAAAUAGAAUAACCUUAUGUAUCCUACCUUCCCAACUUCCUACCUACACUAGUGGCUCCAUCUAUCCAGAGUAUCAGCUCUUUUUUUGUUUUUUUAUACUAUUUUUUUUCUUUUAUUGUAUUUUGAAAAGCAUGUUUAUUCAUUUUUUUUAAGUCAGUACAAUAAAAUCGUAAUUCUGACUAAAAUACUACAUUCUAAUAUCCUAAAAUGGAAAAUAAAAAUACUUAUUAUAUUGACAUUGUAUCAGGUGCUAUUAGAAAACGUCUAUGAAGAACUUGAUCCGAUAUUAGAACCAAUAUUGUUGACGCAGAUAUUCUUGACCGGUGGAAGGUAUUGCCUACAAUUAGGCGAUGCCAUUAUCGAAUAUGAUGAUAAUUUUAGGUAAAGUUUAAUGCACUCAAUACUCUAUUUUUAUUUAUUUAAUUACCACUUAUAAUUAACAUUCUUAUUACGUAUUCGAAUACGUAGAAAUACUUUUAGGAAGAAAUACUUUAGAAGUUAUGCUUUUUGAUAUGAUGUAUUAAACAUACUUUUUUUAAAUUUUAUUUCUAUUCCAAAAUAUUUUAUAUCUAUUUUUAUUUACUCAUUUACUAACACAAUUAAAUAAUAUAAUGUUAAUACGCAAUAUCUGAAAUUAUUGAAAUUAUUUAAAUUAAAUGCCCAUAAAUAAGUUUAAGUGUUUAUUUAUAAUUGGUUGAAUAUAGAAAUAUUUCAAGGCAUAUCACAUAAAUUAUAAAAAGAAGUAUUUUAAAUACUUUGAAAAAUUAUUUUAAUUUAUAUUCAAAUACAAUUUACACUACACAAGUAUUUAAAAAUAUAUUCUGAACACAUUUGAAAAAUUAUGUUUUACUAUGUUUAUUUAUAUAUUAUGUAUUUAUCUUUUUAAGACUGUACAUAACAACAAAGCUGAGAAAUCCGCAUUACUUACCCGAAGUAGCCGUGAAAGUAGUGUUAUUGAAUUUUAUGAUAACUCCGAUCGGUCUUGAAGAUCAAUUACUCGGUGUGGUUGUAGCUAAAGACCGGCCUGACUUGGAAACCGAAAAAAAUCAACUGAUUAUACAAGGCGCGCAAAAUGCCAAGUAUAUAAAAUAUCAAUAUUUAAAUCUAAAAUAAACUAAUACAUUUUAGCACAUGUUAUAACGUGUGUAUGAGGCUAAAACUCUUGCUCUCAACUCUUCAACUGAUGCUAGUUAUAGCAUGUUAUUUAUAUCAUUCUCAGAUUCGGAAAGUAUUACUAUGUCGUCUGCGAAUCGGAUGUAUUUGCUGUCUAUUUAUACUACACCUUCGUGUUUUUUCUUUCUUAAUAUUUAUGUUAUUCUCAAUAAACAGGUUAAAUAGAUAAGGUAAUAAAGCCUUCUAUAAUAUUUUUUCUUAUUCUUGUUUCAUAUCUAGAUUCAUUCACUUCAAUUUUAGUUGUUGGUUUUUUUGUACAAGUGAAUAAUAAUCUUUCCGUCUCUCCAGUUUAAUCAUUCUCUCUCAGAGUUUUAAAUAUGAUCUUUUCUUAUAAGGUCUAAUUUGGAAAUUUAAAAACCAAAACCACUUUUUUCUGGUUAUUUUCGAAGUUACAAUGUUAACAAAGUGCAACAUUGAACAAAUAUUAGUCAAUAAUCAUAGAAUAAUUUACAGUUAUGAAAUCUUGUAUGACGGGAAAAUAUAUUUUUUUCAUCUACAGUUUCGGAUUGUUAAUUGUUACUAUUAUGAAAAAUAAAAAUUUGCAAAGAUUUUAUUAAGCAUCAAGAAUGAUAAAGCACGGUUUUUUUUAGAUCCUUAAAAGACAUUGAAGAUAAGAUAUUACAAGUUUUGAGUUCUUCUGAAGGAAAUAUUUUAGACGACGAAGGCGCUGUGACCAUACUGAGUUCUUCAAAAGUCCUAGCGAACGAAAUAAAUGAAAAGCAAGCUGCAGCAGAGAUCACUGAAAUAUCGAUAGAUAAAACCAGACAGCAAUACCGCGUGGUUGCGACACAUUCGACUAAAUUGUUUUUCACAAUUGACACGUUAGCAAACAUAGAUCCCAUGUAUCAAUAUUCACUUGCAUGGUUCAUAAAUUUAUUCACUUCGGCCAUUAGAAACAGUCCUAAACGUAUACAAAUCGAUGACCGAACUUUCGAGUUAAUAAAAUAUUUCACUUAUUCCUUAUACGUCAAUAUUUGCAGAAGUUUAUUCGAAAAAGUAAGUUUUGCGAUAGUCAAAACUACCAUGCAAUAGACUGACACGCUUUAGAUGAAAAUAUGAUUUUAAAAAAUAACUUUUAUUCCUAAUUUUAAUGUAUUCAUAAAGUCAUUUUAAGGCAUAUAUUAAGGAUAUUUGAAUAUAUUUUUAAAAAAAUCCAAAUUAAAUUAAUGGAUACAAAUUUUAUUAUGCCGUGAUUAUAUUUGAAUUUAAAAUAGUCAUUUUGUUUUUUGACAUAAAAUUUAAUUAUUUCAACUUCAUCUUCAUCUCUACAUAUUAUACAGGACAAAUUAUUAUUCUCAUUGAUCAUGGCGAUUAAUUUGUCCGACAAAAUCAACAAGGACGAAUGGAUAUUUUUUAUAACAGGUGGCAUUAGCUUGGAUAAUCCGUUAAAGAACCCCAUUGGUUGGUUAACAGAUAAAAGCUGGAAUGAAUUAUGUAAACUCGACGAUUUUCCGAAGUUUAAGGUUAUAAUGAUUACUCUUUUUGAAAUAGUUAUAGUUUUAUAUAUAAUUUAUAUUCUUGCAUAAUUUUAUUAUAUAUUUACAAUAUGUCACAUCCACAUAGUGCAAAUGCUCAUUUCACGAAAUGGAUAUCCCUUUCAUGGACAUCGAUAGUGUUUAAGUAUAUGAAGAAAAAACUUUAAGUUUUUGAGUUCAUGAAAUAGGCAUAAAUUGUAUUCAUUUGGUGAAAUUAUAACCUUUAUUUUACAUUUUGUGUAAUUUUUCAUUAAAUUUACACGACAUGGAUAAAUCUAAUGAAAUACAUUCCGUCACAAUAUAGGUAGGUGCUUACUAUAAAAUAGACGUAUAAAGAAAAAAAGGAUGGACAUACUUUACACAAUGGGUGGGAUACUGUUGUUGAUGAGAAGUUAAGGAGCUUGGAUAUAGAGGGAAAUUUAAUGUAUAUCUGUACGUGACGUAUUAAUAUUUACUAAUGAAAAACAAUUCUCAGUGGUGUUCGGUUAUACAUGUUAAAAGGCCAUAAUAUUUACGAUUUUCGUCAAAAUUUGAUACUAAAAUUUUUCAUUGAAAACUAAUUUCCUCUAAAAAGGUGCUAUACUUGAAAAUCGGAGCAAAAUAUUUCAAGUAGAAAAGUUCACAGAAGAAAAAAUAAACAUCAUUGUAAAACUAAUACAUUCCUUGCUUCACUCAGAAUCUAGAAUAGAUAAAUAAUAUAAAUUCAACAGUGACAGAUAAUAAUAAUUAAAAUUAUUUAAUGAUUUAUGCAUAAAAUAUUUAUUUAUUAUUGUAAUUUAAUGAGUUAUGACUCUCAUAAUUCGAAUAUAACUCAUAAAAGAGCGGCUGUUACAUUUAAUUACUGCUUUGUAACAAGUAUACGUCUACUUUGUCAUUCGCCUUUACAACUAGUAUAAUCUUGUCCACCUAGAAUAUUAUAGACCGUUCCACGUAAAGUUAAUAUUUUAUUAUAAUUUACAUAAUCAGUUUUAAAAAAAAUAGAUGUUGAAUGAAUCAAUGCUAAUAUAUAAUAUAAUAUACAGCACUAACGCUUUUUGUUUGUAUUCAUAAUAUACAAAUGUUUAAAUAACUUGGAAAAUAUUAUUAAAGGGCAUACGAAUGGAUUUUGAAUCUAAUACAAACGCAUGGAAAGUGAUUUAUGAUUCAUUAGAACCGCACUUGACUCCUUUUCCCGAUCCGUGGGAUAAGCACCUCAACUAUUUUCAAAAAUGUCUCGUACUACGUUUACUCCGCUAUGAUAAGAUUUUACCGUCCAUUCAACAUUUUAUAGCUUGUAAGUUUAUCGAAAAUAUGAUUGCACUGGAUAAUAAUAAUUAUACCUCCCAAAUUACUAACUACAGAUGAAUCUCUACUGGAAGCAAAAUUUACCAUACCUCCGCCGUUCGAUAUGGCAACGACUUUUGACGAUUCAAACAGUUCAACUCCAUUAGUUUUUGUUUUGACGCCAGGAGCAGAUCCAACAGAUAUGUUACUGAAAUUUUCAGAGAAAUCUGUAAGCACCUACUUUUUUAAAUAUUACAGAUAUAACUUUUAAUUGUUUAAUUGUGGCUUAUUGAUAUGCAUAACUUGAUUUUGUUAAAAAUUUAAACAAUCAAUGUAAAUAAAUUAUGAUGUUUCGCACAGGGAUUCGGUGCUCGUUUUAUAGCUUUAUCGUUGGGCCAAGGACAGGGUCCGAUUGCUUCAAGACUUAUUGGUGAUGCUACCAGAUUGGGUAAUUGGAUUUUGCUACAAAACUGUCAUUUGGCUAAAAGUUGGAUGACACAAUUAGAAGUGGUGAAUAUAAUUAAACAUAUUAAUCUAACUUUAAGUAAUGUUAUUUGCGUACAUAUAUAUUGGAUUUAAUGAUUUUUAAAUAAUAAUAAUUUUACGUUUUUUACUAUAAUUUUGAAAAUUUACUUAAAAGUUAAAAUCAUGAAAACAAAAACCAAAUUAUUUUUUUUAUGUGUGAUAUAUUUAAAAACAAGCACAAGUAUACUUCUGAAUAAUAAUUAUAAUAAUAAUAACUCAUUUAACUUUAAUAUGCUUAUCAAAUAUUAAGUGCUCAGACAAUCCCUAUUUGGGACAACAUAAUUUAUACAUUUUCGAUAUAGUAUAUUCGAAAAUUUAACUCAUUGUAUUCCAUUUUAUAGAUAUGUGAAAAACUCUCUUCCGAACAAACUCAUCCGGAAUUUAGACUUUGGUUAACGUCGUAUCCCGUAGAAUACUUUCCAGUGUCGGUUUUACAAAACAGUAUAAAAAUGACUAAUGAACCGCCAAAAGGGCUACAAGCUAAUAUCUACAGGUAAUUCUAUAAUUAAUAUACCAGUACUUAUACUAAUUAAAAAUGGUUUUUAAUCGACUCCAAUCUCAAUGUUUAACGAGCAGAUCGUUUAUGAGUGAUCCAAUUAUAAACGAAGAAUUCUUUGAAGGCUGUAAACAGAAAAGCAAUUUCAAAAAAAUGCUUUUUGGAUUGUGCUUUUUCCAUGCUCUGAUACAAGAGCGCCGGCAUUUCGGUCCGAUCGGAUGGAAUCGACCGUAUGAGUUUAACGAAACUGACCUCAAAAUCAGCGUUGUACAAUUGCAAAACUUUUUAAAUGAAUAUCCGACCAUUCAAUUUGACGCAUUGCGCUAUUUGACCGGAGAGUGCAACUACGGGGGCCGCGUAACAGACGACUGGGAUCGCCGAUGCCUUAUUACAUUUUUGAAUAGGUUCUAUACACGAGACAUAGUCACCAAGAAAAAUUAUAGAUUUGAUAAAACUGGUAAUAAUAAAUAUAUAAAAGCGUACACAUAUCCGGCAUUGUGACAUCUCGUGAUUAUAUAAUAAUAUUAUGUUAAAGGAACUUACUGCUGUCCGCACUUGGACAAACACGAUGAAUUCAUUCAAUACAUCGAACAGUUGCCUUUAAUCACAGUGCCCACGAUAUUCGGUUUGAAUGAAAACGCGGAUCUUAUCAAAGCACAACAAGAAACCGAUAUACUUAUGACGUCUAUAAUCAGUACACAGGUAUGUAUUUUUCAUGCUAAGGUAUACGUAAAUUAUUAUAUUGAGUCAUACAAUAAUAACUAGAGAUAGUAACGCCGUUCAUAGAAGGAGGCAUUGUUAUGAUGUUAUUGCAUGUUCAUUGAAAUUAGCAAUAUUUUAAAAGAAUAUUAAUAUAUUUUCCAGCUUAUAAAAAAUAUAAAUUCAGACUUUCUCUUUUGAUUUCAAAAAGAUAAAGUUAUAGAUAUACCUUAAUGAUUUGUUAGGUAGGUACUAUGGACUAUAGUAUUUACUUGAGGUUUCUUAAGUGAGCAGGAUAAUAAUCGUCAUUAGGCUGUAAAAAACAUUUUAGACGCACACAAAUCAUACUCAGACUAUUAACCUAGUUCAAAAACCAAACAUUUUGAAAACCAUAAAAGCUUCAUUUAUUAACCUAACAUUUUUUUUCUUGGAUUUCUAUUUUUAUCCUUUUUCCUUGAUUUUUUUUACUGACCACCAUAAAUUAGUGUACAUAAUACUAUGUACAUUGUACAAGUUAUACAUGUUUGCCGGUAUUAAUAUUGAUAAUACCUAUAAUCUUAUAUACAUAUAUAUAUACAAAGUAUCCCACGAAGAUUUACCCAUUUUAAUAUAUCCGAAGAUAAUAAAAAUAUUUAAAUUGUGUUUUUUUUUUUUGUUAUGUCACUCCUAAGCAUAACGAUUACAAAUAUUUAUAGUUCUAUUAAUUUUUGUUUUGUAAAAAGCUUAAGAAAAUUAUUUUUAUUUUAUUAAUUUUGAAAAAUUUGAAGAUGGCCGUUUUUGAUUCUAAUAAAAAUGUUUACAUCUUAACUUUUUAUUUUCAUUAAAUUCAUGGUUUUUAAUAAUUGUUUAACGUUCCGAGAAAACUAACUAUAAUUAUACAGCGGUCAAAUAUCAAAAAUUGAUUAUAAUUGUAGGUAAUUGACUUUUUUCUCUGUACUUUAAAAAUCACGAAUUUAAUGAAAAUAAAAAGUAAUAUGUCAAUAUUUUUCGAAUAAUAAAGUCUAUAAAACGGCUAUCUUCAAAUUUUUCAAAAUCAAUAAAAUAAAAGUUAUUUUUUUAAGUUUUUUACAAAACAAAAAUUAAUAGAAUUAAUAAAAUUAAUAUAAUAAUAUUAUUAUAUAAUCACGAGAUGUCACAAUGCCGGAUAUGUGUACGCUUUUAUAUAUUUAUUAUUACCAGUUUUAUCAAAUCUAUAAUUUUUCUAUAAAUAUUUGUAAUCCUUAUGCCUGGGAGUAAUAUAAUAAAAAAAAAAAAAAAAUAAUAAAACAGAAUUUGAUUAUCUUUAUUAUCUUUGUAUAUCUUUGUGGGAUACACUGUGUAUUAUUAUGGUCUAUAUAAUUAUAGAGCAUGGAAAGUUCAAAUGAAGGGGAAGGAGUGUCGUCGGAAAAUCUGGUAAUAAUGUUUGCUCUUGAUGUUCUCAACAAACUUCCACCUCCUUUUGAUACGGUACUCGCAUUAGAAAGAUACCCUACCAGUUACAAUCAGUCUAUGAACACAGUUUUGGUCCAAGAAAUGGGGCGGUUCAACAACCUAUUGAACUCCAUCAGUUCGAGUCUGAUUAAUAUUCAAAAAGCUAUGAAAGGUAAAUAAGUUAAAAAUGUAAAAAUAACGUGAAAUGCGAAUAACAUUUUAUUGAUUAUUCACGUUUUUAUAACAAUAAUAUUAGGUAUUUAUAUGUUUAUAUGCAAUAUGCAUACUAAAUGCAUUAUAAGCGUACUACCUUUAGCAUACAAAAAUACUUUUUUUUUUAUCAGAAACCAGCAAUUAUUUCUGAGGAUUUUAAGAGAAUUUGAUAUGGAAUCGGUUGAGAUUUAAUUUAAAACCGUUUUUAAUUUUUUCCCCUACUCUAUAUACUAUUGUUUUUCAGGAAUCCCCGUUUUGAAUACAGAUUUGAAUAGAGAAUUAUUUUUGCUAGAUAUUUUAAUAUGCAUAACACUAAUAUCAUAUUUACUAUUUGUGAGUUAUAAUCGUUUAAUAUUUAGACCGGAGGAGUUGGAAAGAGUAAUAAAUUGUACAUCUAUUUUUAGAUGAUAAAUUGAUAACACUUAAACGGUAAAUUUAAUGUUAAUAUUAUACAUAUCAAAAUGUUUAGAAAAUUACUGUCUAUUCAACUCUGUGUUCAAAAAGGGAGAAUUUCUAAAAUAAUAGUAUACACUUAUUUUAGUAUAUACAGUAGGGGUAAAAAAUAAUAAUGAUUUCGAAAUAAAGCUUAGCCGAUUCUAUAUACGGAAUCAAAUUUUUUAAUAUUUGAAAUAUAAUUGCAUUGCACGCAUAAUUAAUGUUUUAUAACGUUUUAUAGGUUUAAUACUGAUAUCGAAUGAACUGGAAGAGCUUUCCCAAAGUAUUAUACUGGGGAAACUUCCGUCUACUUGGGCUAGAAAUUCGUAUCCUUCUUUGAAACCGUUGGGAAGUUACAUCAAAGAUUUUCUACAAAGAAUGAACUUCUUUCAAGUAAGAUUCUAUUUAAGAUUUUGCCAACGCGAGCAUAUGCAUACUAUAUUUUUCAUUAUUUCGUCAAGCAAUUUUUAUGAACAUUCAAUACAAAGUUAAAAUCCAGGACUAAAAUUUAAUUUGAAAUUAUAUACUUUAAUUACUACGUUAUUGUAUUUUGUUUGUCAGAAUAUUAUGAUCCUAGAUUUGGAAUGUAGCGAGGGAUCUAUUGGUUUUAAAAAGAUGAGUGUUUUUUUUUUUCUAUCUGUGAACAACUUUUCUAGCAAAAAUAUUGCUCUGGAGUAACGAGUGUAAUCUUUUCUGUAAGGAAAUUGUAUCUAGAUGGUGCAUUGGGUAGGUUAUUUAGGCAUUUUUUGAUUUUCUAUAAGGUUUUUAUAAUAAAUGAGAAAUACUGAAAUAAAUUAAAAUUUUUACGGCUCAAUUUCUCUACCAGAAAUAAUGGUCAAUAUAAUGGAAAAAUAACCGUUUCAUUUAAUUGGUGAGUACCUAAGAUAGUAGGUUUUUCAUUUUCCUUUUCAUUUUUUUUUAAUAAUUUUUUAAAAUCGAAAAAAAGACAGACAUACUUCGUAUUAUAGGUGGACCACUGGUUAUCAUUAUUUAAAAAUAUUUACGACUUAUGUUUAAGAUUCUGAGCGGAAUGAAGAAUAUACAGUGGAACCUCGAUAACUCGAAUCGGUUGGGGGCGAAAAAAAUUUCGAGUUAUCGAUUUUACAUUGUUUAAUAUUAUUUUUUUUUUAUACUGCCUACAAAAUGUCACACUCAUUCCCAAAAUUUUCAACUGAAUUACGACAAAAAUAAAAUAACUAAAGCAUUACUUUCACAGAUUUUUCCUUUUAUUCUAUAUUUUUUUUUCCGGUUUUGCUCAAUUAUUAAAAAAAAAAAAUACAGAGAAAAUCAAAAACCGACUUUUUUUUUUGAGUAACUAAAUUUAAAUAAUUCAACAAAAAACGACUCUUGUAAUUUUUCUAUUCGACCAAUAUUUCUAGUAGAAAACAUCAUGUGUAAAAAUUCAAAAUAAUAAAAUCAUAUGCCGUAAAUUUGUUGGUUUUUCAACGGAUCUAAAACACACAUCAUAGCAAAACUUAUAGAUCCCUGGCUAUGCUCUAAAUCUAACAAUAUUAUAGUAGACUUGAUUUAUUUUUUAUUACCCAAUUAAACUUAUAAUAAUUCUCAUAUUAAAUUUUUAACCUAUUUUUCGACUAAACAACUUCAUCCACAUUAAACCAAAUAAUAAUAAUUAAAUUCCUAUAAAUAACUCAAAAAUCACAAUUUUUUUAAAAAUGCUAUGCUUUAAAUUGUUAAAAUAUGCUAUUAUAAAUAUUGGAUUUAAUUUAAUACAGUUUUAUAUUUAUGGACGUUUUAAUAUAAGUUGCCAUUUGAAAAUCAAUAGUAGGUAGUGGUUUUACCCCCAAAAAUGAGGUGGAAAAAAAUAAUAAAAUUAUAAAAUUGUAGAGCAGCUUGUUUAUUAAAUUUUCUAGAAAACAAAUUCCGGAAAAAGUUAAUACUUUCCGAGAUAAUGAGUGAACUUACUUAAAUGGAUAACUACUAAUAGGUACUAAUGUUGGUCUUUACAAUUAGUUUUAAUUGAUUAAUCGAUAUCCAUUUACCGAUGGUCAAAAAAUAAAAUCGAAAAUAAUAAAAUUGGCGAGCACGCAAAUUUUCGCGUCUUUCCUACUGUUUUUCCCGGGUUUACCGAAUAAUUGAAUGAACUGAAAUCAAAGAACUUUUUUCUUAUGCAGUUAACUAAACAAUAUUUUCUUUCAAAAAUCGUGAUACAAAUGAAUUUCAGUGCAAGAUUUCUGGUAGAAAAAUUAAAUCAAAAUAAUUUUAAAUAAUGAAAUCGUUAACGCCGGAAAUUAAUCUUGUUUCUUUUACAUUAUUUUUGGGGGUUUUCCAGUUAUUAGGAAAACUGCUACGAAAAUAAAAAAAUGGUAUCAUCAUUACAUUAACUAGAUCCUAAAUUUAACAGAAAAUGUCUCUUUUUAUUUCGGUGUAAAAUGUUUGAUAGUAAAAAAUUGCUUACAAAAAGGAAAAAAAUUACACAUCACAGUAAAAUAAUACAUUCCUCGUUUUGCUCAGAAGCUAAAUGUCUUACAGUUUUAUGAAUGCGAUUCAAAGUUGUUAUAUUAAUAUACAUAUACAUUGUUUGCUUAUAAUAUAUUUUACCACAAUUUAGAAAUGGUAUGUUUACGACGCUCCGGAUGUAUUUUGGCUGUCCGGAUUUUAUUUCACGCAAGCGUUUUUGACUGGAGCACAGCAAAAUUUUGCCAGAAAGUACAAAAUACCUAUUGAUCUGCUGACAUUUGAUUACAAGGUAUCAUAAUAAUAAUACUGUAUGCAUCAUUUUCUCAGUGAAUUAUUUAAUAUAUUAUAUGCAUUAUGUUUGAAUUAUUCACAUAAUACUAAUAAUAUGUGUAACUGAACUUAAACUAUACACGGUUAGGUUCAUAAUUUUACAGAAUAAUCGCUGUAGGUCUGAAAUAGGAUAUUAUAUCCACGGACAAAGCUAUGAGGGGCAGCUAUAUCAUACAAUAUUCGCGAAUUUUGUUUUUUUCUUUUGUUUUUAAUUUACACAACAAUAACCUUAACAGUAUAAUAUAACCUACCUGACCCAUAGAUUAUGAAGCGAACGUUUGUAGUCGAUACCCCGCCUGAAGACGGAGUGUACGUUUACGGAUUGUUCCUGGAUGGGGCUCGGUGGAGCGGGAACGCGUUUGCGAUCAAGGAGUCUCGACCGAAACAACUGUUCGACGUCAUGCCGCUCGUGCACAUGGUGCCGAUCAAGAAAGCUGAUCUGCGGCUCGGGAAUGUUUACACGUGUCCGGUGUACAAGACGUCUGAGCGAAAGGGUACGCUAUCCACCACCGGGCACUCGACGAACUUUGUCAUCUCGUUGGCGAUGCCGAUCGACAAGCCGUCCGAACACUGGGUCAUGCGAGGCGUGGCACUCCUGUGUCAGCUCUCUCAAUAAAAAAAAAUGUUUGAAACAAAAUAUUUAAAAAAUGAUUUUUUUUUUUCCAUCUAUAAUCUAUAUAUUAUACGAGUACAAGAGUCAUUAAACACCAUUAUUCUGAACACUGGAGAUUUUUAAAC
Cinara cedri is the source of this 51665-nucleotide messenger RNA. The record is from the annotation of a GenBank genome assembly. Lineage: Eukaryota; Metazoa; Arthropoda; Insecta; Hemiptera; Aphididae.